Messenger RNA from Podarcis lilfordi (Lilford's wall lizard), 58642 nucleotides. Lineage: Eukaryota; Metazoa; Chordata; Lepidosauria; Squamata; Lacertidae. The record is from the annotation of a GenBank genome assembly.
AUGGGCUCGGGUGGGCGGGGCCUGGCGGACACCCGGAGGGGCGUGGCGGCGUGCCCUCUGCGUGCGUGACGCCGCCGCUUCCGCCUGGGAGACGUGGCUCAGGGCCGCCAUCUUGUGUGGCAGGCAGAAGGAGCGGAGAGGCGCUCGGGCCCGGAGGGGAGAGGAGGAAACGGAGACGCCGCCGCCGCCGCUGCUGCCAUCUUCGCCGUCACCUUCGCCAUGGUGAGUGUCCGGCCGGGGCCUCCCGCUGCCCUCCGCGGUCAGCGGCUGCCACUGGUGGAGGAGGGGGGUGUCGGCGGGGCCUGCUCGAUCCCGUUGGCCUCCAUGGGGCUCCUCCUUCUCCGACCACCCUUGUGAGCAGCGGGCCGUCGGCCGUGGGUGCUCCUCGGUCGCCCGUUGCCGGCUGCCUGGCCGCCUCCCAAGACACCGCGGGCGAAGCGCUGCUCCCCGGGGCGAGGGGGGCGUCUUUCCGAGGCCGAAGGUGGAGGAGGGCCUGUGGAAGCCCCUCCGGAGCCUGUCUGCUUUUCAAGGGCCUCCGCCUGCGCCACCCAAACACCUCCCUCCGUGAGCCCGUGGCUGCCGGUGGAAGGUAACGUGUCACAAGAGACAGCCUUGAGGCUGUCGCGAUGAUACUACUUCCAAGCUGGGACUGAGAAAGGCGCCCUGCAACUGGUAGGCACAGAAAUCUUGCAACUGCACUUUUCACUUGCUCCCCCCAAAAACCACCAGGUUUUCCUCUGGUAGGGAAACUGGACUGGGGGAGGGAGGAGGGUAAAAACAGCCACCAGUGAGUUUGCUGGUGUCAAAGUGUUUCACGAUUUGCAAAAGCCUGUGUCAAAUGCCAGGAGUUGUGGAGUAUUUGUGGAAGCCGUCAGCUGGGCCAAGGAUGAAGCAGCAGGGUUCUUUUUUGUGCAAAUCAUGUUGCAAAACUAGUUCAGAGCAAAAAGCUGGGGCAAGCUGAAAUUUGGCUUCUGUCAGCUCUACAGUGAAUUUUGGAUUGGAUAAUAAAGAAAAUCUCUCCAUUUAAGUCAAGCAUAUGAAUUAUUGUAUUGCCUUCUAAAUUUGCAUAUAUAUUUUUAAUUGCGAAUUAUUUGGGCAUGAAUCACAAAUCAUGGCAAUUUCAGGUUUUUUAACUUUAUGCCAUGGUUCUCACAGGCCAGCUGAUUUGGAUCUCCUUAAUACAAACCUCUGACUUUUGAGAUGUUACAGUUCAGCACAAUGGUGGUGGUUCACACAACAGCUUUCUGAGGUUGGUUAGGCUGAGUGAAAUUGGCCUGAUCAAAGCUACGUCGUGGCAGUGAAUUAAACGUGGCUCUUCAGCACCAAAGUUCAGGCAGAGGCCUCCUUGAGUUGUAGGAAGAAGAUGACAGGCUUUGUGUGAACCUUUGCCCCUUGCUUAUAAGGCAGGAAAGGAAGGAUAAUGCUAAUGAAGGCUAUUAAGCUCAGUUCCUAUGUAUUACUUCCACCUCUGCUUACCAGUUGUCAGUAGGGCUGGGCGAUACCUAGUUUUCAACAUCAUGGUAUAUCACCAGCUAAACAUCACGAUAUACCAAUAUAUUAUGUCUGAAAUAAGGAUGGAACUACUAUGUAGCAGCAUUUGCUGGCUUCACAGUUUUUCCUGCAUCGUGAUUUUUGCCAGUGAGAGCUUAGCUGGCAGAGUUAACGGGGACUGCAGGAACCGAGAGUAGCUUUGGCUGACUUCAUGGUUUUCCCCACAUUGUGAUUUUUGCAAAGUGUAAACACACACACACACCAUGAUUCACGAUAUAUUGCCAGGUCAAAAAUUAUGAAAACAACAUCACUAUGUGGACUUCAAACCAGUGUUGGAUGAUAUAUUGAUAUACCACCCAGCCCUAAUCACAAGGCCCUGUUCCAGGCUUCACAUAUGUAUUUGGCUGACCACUGAUUCAACUGAAAGGCCCUUAUUUCUUCUAUGUAGUUAUGAGGCUGACAAAAGCUCUUGUCUCCGCAGGUGCUCUUGGCAGCUGCCGUCUGUACGAAAGCCGGAAAGGCGAUCGUCUCACGCCAGUUUGUAGAGAUGACACGGACCCGCAUUGAGGGGCUGCUGGCAGCCUUCCCCAAGCUCAUGAACACAGGGAAGCAGCACACAUUCGUAGAGACAGAGAGUGUCCGCUACGUCUACCAGCCCAUGGAGAAACUCUACAUGGUCCUGAUCACCACAAAAAACAGCAACAUCCUGGAGGACCUUGAAACUCUCCGGCUUUUCUCUAGAGUGGUGAGGAUCUUGCUUCAAGCUGCCUGGCUUGCAAAAUACCCAGGGGGAGGGAGGGUUUGCACAUGAAGCAGCUGUCCUAUGGAGCUUGCUUUUUCCUUGGGUUGUGUUGCUGUGCUUACUUAUUUGAUACUGGAAUUGGAAAGUGAAGAGCUGAUCCACCUGAUCACAUUAGGAUAAGUGUGGGGAGCUAGCUGGGAGAAUUUUUGCCCUUGAAACAGGCUCCUGGACCAAUAAGGUUCAGCUAAAGGCUUUGGGGACUUUGCAGGUCUGUGAAGGUGUGUGGAGUGGGUUUUGGCCACGGUUGCCUUGCCUCAUUAGAAUACCAUUUUCCCUGACUCCCUCCAGAUCCCAGAAUACUGUCGAGCCCUGGAGGAGAAUGAGAUCUCUGAGCACUGCUUUGAUCUGAUAUUUGCCUUUGAUGAGAUUGUUGCCCUUGGCUACCGGGAAAACGUCAACCUGGCCCAGAUCCGCACUUUUACUGAGAUGGACUCUCAUGAGGAGAAAGUCUUCAGAGCUGUCCGUGAGGUAGGCCAAAAGCUUUCUGUGGCCUCCUACGCUCCAGGCCCAGGACUCUGGGGCAUUUGGUCCAGGCCAUCAAUUCCUUUCUUGUCCUCUUCUUCUCAUUUGUAUAUGUAGACUCAGGAGCGGGAGGCCAAGGCAGAGAUGCGUCGGAAAGCCAAGGAACUGCAGCAAGCUCGAAGGGAUGCUGAGCGCCGGGGCACCAAAGCACCAGGGUUUGGUGGUUUUGGAAGCUCUGCCAUGUCAGGAGGCAGCACAGCUGCCAUGAUUACCGAAACCAUCAUUGAGACGGAGCGACCAAAAGUGACUCCAACACCUACCAGGUAUAAAGGUUGGGCAAGAAGCAGGUGAGGGCUUGUGGACCUCUUGUUGCCAUGAGUGGCCACCUUCAGAAGUGGGAGAGUUCUGGGUCUUUUUGAGACUAUUGAUGGUGCUCCAAUCUGGAUCCUCUGGGUUUCUUUGACUGUUCUUGUGGGGGGCUGCUUCGGUGUCUCCCAAGUAGCUGAAUGACAUGUUUGCUCUCUGGUGGCCAUACUGUACAUACGAUCCGUGUGUGUUUCCUUCCUGAGAGGGCAACUUUAGAGCAUGAGGAUAAGGGGAAGGCUGUAGCAGCACUGCCACUAUGAAUCUCAGACACUCUCUGGGUUCUUUCUAUGGAGAAAGGAUGUCUUAAAAACGUCUGCACUGCUUUUUGUUUCUUAGGCCAUCUGGUUCAAACAAGGCACUCAAGCUUGGCGCAAAAGGGAAAGAAGUGGACAAUUUUGUGGACAAGCUAAAUUCUGAAGGAGAAAACAUUGUCACUUUGGUUGGCAAGCGAUCCUCAGAAGCAGCCACUGUUCUAGCUCCACCCAUCAACAUGGAGAGGUAGGUUUUUGUGUUCUGCAGUGGGAGAAGACAGUGAAACUGUGGCUGGGAUUCAGAGUGGUUUCCUAGACCACCUGGUAUCAUCAACCUUAACCUUCCUUUUGGGGCGUGGCUUUCUUGGGAGUUGACAGAAUUUUGGGCAGGUGCCCAGAGUGUGUCCCAAUGAGGAGUGAGAGAUAUCUCUUUGAGGUAUAAGUCCUGCACAUAACACGGUGUGGGGGAGGGGAGGUUGAUCCAGUCACUACCCUGAGCCACAGGGAUUGGAGGGAAUGAUGUUGGGGUUGGAGAGGGGAACAGGUUAAAGGAUGGGAAAUGCAAGCAGCUCAUCUAGUCUAGCAAAGCCUGGGGAGAUUCACUCUUGGAAGGAGGGCCAUUCCAGUGGGAGCGAAACCUCCACAUCCUGUUUGGGCCCGCCUACUUUUGCCAAAGGAAAGGCAGUGCAGAGCAAUGCAUGGGGGUGAUUCAGGCUUUCUCUUCUCCAGUGUGCACAUGAAAAUAGAGGAGAAGAUCUCACUCACCUGCGGCCGGGAUGGAGGGCUGCAGAACAUGGAGCUCCACGGCAUGAUCAUGCUGCGGAUCCUGGAUGAAAAGUUUUCCCGGAUUCGCAUCCACGUUGAGAACGAGGACAAGAAAGGGGUGCAGCUCCAGGUAUGGCUGGCCCUGCUGCUCCUACUGCCACCCAUGCAGGUGGAAAGGUGCUGUCCGUGAUACAAGUUGCGGGGAUUAAUUGAGCUCCAUGGGUAGGGUGGAGGGCAUACUUAUUUAGAGUUCUGCUGCACUUGAUUCUGAUGUUAGCAGUACUCCAAGGUCUGUCUUUGAGGGAAGAAUUUGAUGGCGGGUAUAAAGCCAGUAGGAGCUAAAGAGCAUUAGGUUUGGAAUAGGGCUGAAGAUUUAAGUCAAAAACAUGUGUGAUGGGUUAAACAGGGCAGGGGUAGAACAAGACACUGAGAGUGCAAGAGCAAAUUUCUGAAAACAUAGAAACCAACAAUUAAAAAAUCUUGAGUAAUGUUAGUAUUAGAGACUGGCUAGGAAGGUGGCUUAACUUUUGGAUGACAAGGGAGUCAAAUGUGUGCUGAAGAGAAGGGAGUUACCAAAGAAGCUGAAUUAAUUCUAUGUACCAGUCUUCACAGUGGAAGAUAUUGGGCAAAUCUCUGUGCCUGAACUAACUUUCACAGGAUGGGAGUCUGAGGAACUGAGGUAAACAAUGGUGACAAUACAGAAAAAUUUUGUAUAUUCUUAUGGGAGGCUUUGGCUACGAAUGAUUCACCAUUCUUGCUUAAGGAGCUUCCCAGCCUGUCUAUGCUGUGCAUGGGCAAUGCUUUCUAGAUUUGAAUGGCAGGCUAGUGUGCUAAUCUAGUGAAAGUCUUCCAGAAUUUAGAGCAUGGCACGGUUAAUUUUUGGAUCUACAGAUGAAUCUUACCAGUUUUUUCUUUUCAGACUCACCCCAAUGUUGACAAGAAGCUUUUUACGACAGAGUCCUUGAUUGGCCUGAAGAACCCAGAGAAGUCUUUCCCCAUAAAUAGUGAUGUGGGAGUCCUGAAGUGGCGGCUGCAGACCACAGAGGAGUCAUUCAUUCCACUGACAAGUAAGUGUGAGCACAUCUGGUUGGGCGUUGAGGAGGGGCUGAUGGACAUAACACUCCCAUUAGCCUAGAACCAGGCACAGCUCCCUUGGUUCAGUAGACAUUCCUCCUGUCCCUGUUCAGGAGAGCCCAUUGCUGCUGGCAGAAGGUCAUGUGAUGAGCAGGGGUGCUUUUUGUGUCUUAGUUAACUGCUGGCCAUCAGAGAGUGGGAGUGGCUGUGAUGUCAACAUUGAGUAUGAGCUGCAAGAGGAGAACCUGGAGUUAAAUGACGUGGUGAUCGCCAUCCCUUUGCCGUGAGUACCCAUUGCACCUCCUGAUCCCCAAUUCACCCACCAGCUGCAAGGUCAGCCUUGAUGCAAGGGAGUUGAGUGGUCACUCGUUGCUGCUUCUGUAGGUCCAGCGUGGGUGCUCCUGUGAUUGGGGAGAUUGAUGGCGAGUAUCGCCACGACAGCCGGAGAAACAUCCUUGAGUGGUGCCUGCCUGUGAUCGAUGCCAAAAACAAGAGCGGCAGCCUGGAGUUCAGCAUCAACGGGCAGCCAAAUGACUUCUUUCCUGUGCACGUCUCAUUCGUCUCCAAGAAGAACUACUGCAACAUCCAGGUGAGUCUGGGAAGUGCCUCGAGUGGAGGCUGUGUUCGCUGCCCGCUUCUAUUUUGGAAAAUACCCUGGCUUUCCAUAUGGCCCACAAUUAUGCUCUCCAUCUGGCAAGUGCGAUGAGCAAUUGGCUUUCCUUUCCAACGUUGAAAAUGCAGAGGUGGGAAAAGGAUCCUCCUGGCAGUGGUAUAGCUCCCAAGGGGGCAGGGGGCUGCCUGGCAAUUGUGUGCUAAGGCACCCAGAACAGCUGGCAAGCCACACCCUUCCCCCUGUACCUGCACAUACACACAAACACCGUCUAGGGCAGGAACGUGGGUGGGGAUGCAUAAGCUUUUUAACUGGAAGUGAAUACAGGUCUUCUGCAUGCAGUGGGGGGGGGGGGCUUCCCUUGAGGUGUGUCCUAUUUGGCACCAUGACUUUGUGUGUAAAGGACACGUUGGUGUAGAUUGUCCUUGUUCCUUUAUAGGCUAAUAAUGUUUCCUCAAAGUGUCUCCUUCACUUUGGGAGGUGGGGAGAGCCUUUAACUCUUUCCUUUUGAAGUGUGCAAGGGAGAGGCACAGGUCAGCAUACCUUGAGAGUUGUUUUGGUCUCAUAGCAUGUGCAGUGGUACCUUGGUUCUCAAACUUAAUCCAUUUCUGAAGUCCGUUCCAAAACCAAAGCAUUCCAAAACCAAGGCACGCUUUCCCAUAGAAAGUAAUGCAAAAUGGAUUAAUCCAUUCCAGACUUUUAAAAACAACCCCUAAAGCAGCAAUUUAACAUGAAUUUUACUAUCAAAUGAGACCAUUGAUCUAUAAAAUGAAAGCAAUAAACAGUGUACUGCAAUCACACAAUCAAUCAAACUGUAGCUGAACUGGGUUCCACACAGUCACACAAAAAAGAGCCACAAAAACGUAGCAAAAACAGACAGACCUCAGCGUAACAACAAGGAAGUGUGGCACUCAAUUCAGAAGCGUAAUGCUCAAAACGGAGCACGUUCGCCUUUUGAAAAAAGUUUGCAAACCAGUACACUUAUUUCCAGGUUUGCAGUGUUUGGGUUCCAAGUUGUUUGAGUACCAAGGUGUUCGAGAACCAAGGUACCACUGUACUACAAGAGCAAUUUGAUCCAAGACCAGUAGCUAUUUCAUCUUGACUGACCAUAUGGCUUCCUCUCUGCAGGUUACCAAAGUGACCCAGGUAGAUGGGAACAGUCCUGUGAGAUUCUCCACAGAGACCACCUUCCUCGUGGACAAGUAUGAGAUCCUGUAACUGUUGCUGCAGGGAAGCAGCAAGCAAGACUUUGAGGCUGUGGUCUCUUGGGAGAGGGAUGCAACCCUUUCUGUGUCAGGGGACACUGACAUGUUUGCUCGCCCACCAACAUUUCCAAGGUCACAGCCAGUCAGGCAGGGAGAGGCUGCUUGCUUCUCUGGUUCAGCCAGCCUCCCUACUCCUUAGGCACACUCCUCCUCCUCCUCCUCCUCUUCCUGUGCUUUAAUUCACAGUAACUUUCCCCUUCCCUGUCCCCAAGGCAUCUCUUUUCGUUACCGAUUCCUUACUCUGAUGGGAGGUGAAUGGCUCUUAAUCCAGCAUUGGUCAAGGGAGACCAGCCUGGACAUCCAGCAACCUCUAACCUGGCAGGAAGCAGAGGUCAGCCCCUGGCACCCCUUUCCCUGCACCAGGUGCUGGGUGAGGGAACCUUUGGCCCCACUGCUCCUGACUGUCCACUUCCUGGACUGUUCUCUGAAGACACUUCACUCUCUUGAAGCUGCUGCCUGUCCAAAGGAGGAAGAAGAAGCAACUGUCUCUGACCCUCCCUGCUUGGGAAUCCCUUGAACUGCCCAUUGAUUGGGGCAUGUGGAGGCGGUGGCAGGCACUGACUUCCCAAGUGGCUAUGGGCAUGUGCCAGUUUGUGCCCACCUGUUAAGAGAAGUCACCAGCUUCUCCCACGCUGCCUCAUUGCUGAUGUGACCCUUUCCAAAAUGCCCCCGGGGGUGGGUGGUCUAGGCCUGUACUGUAGGAGUAGCUACGAAUCUUACUGAUCCAGCUGUGUCCAAGAGUUGUCUUGUCUGAUUUUUAAAAUGGAGUCAAGUUUAGUUCCACCAAAGGAGGCUUUUUUCUUUCUUUCUUAAAUUACAUUGAGGAGGGUGGGGGAAGAGUGAUAUUUAAAUAAGAUUUUGUAACCCUGUAACAUAAAGAGCUAGGGCCUAUAACACAUUCCAGUGUACACAAAAGAAUCCCUGCCCCUGAAUCCAAUAAAGACUAUUCUAAAAUGAGAUGCGUGAAGCUAUGUAGCUGCCUGGAAUGGGACGGGGGCUGAUCUUAGAGCUAAUAUUGUAAGUGGGGAACUAAACGCAGAGCUGGCAAUGGAAGAGCAUUUGAAGCAGCUGUUUCUGGGUUCCUGUUGACAGCUCAGUUUGGAGAACAAGGAAUCGGCUCAAGGUUUGAGUGGCGAUGCUGGACACAUGUGUAUCUAUAAGAUAUAUGGACUCUCUGCCUACCUCUGCUACAGUUGUGAAGCUUGCUCUGUAUGGCCAUGCACUGACAAACAGCAAGGCUGGGAGCUACCAGCCUCCAAGGCCAAAGUGACUUCCUUGCCCUUCCGCAGAAACACAGAAUGUGGGGUGGAGGGUCCUUGUUGCAAAAUAUCAGUCUCUGGUAAAAUCUAGAAAAGAAAAGAGAAAAGUUUGCAUAUGUAAAUACAAACAAUGGAGUACUGUCUUAAGACUGCAGAGGCAUCUGAGGCUGUGUCUCUGAUUUCCAUCAUGGACCAAACUGCAGAGCCCAGGCACUAUGAUAACAGAUAAUGGGGCUGCUAACCACUGUUAGUCAUACUCUUGAGUAGUCCCAUUAAAAUAAAUGGGUCUUCUCUGAAUACAAUUCUGUUGAAUAGCACGCAGAAAUCAAAAGGUGCUGGGUACUUGUAACAUAUAAUGGAGCUUCAUUUGCACAGAUUCCAGGUUCAGUGAACAGACCAAUCUGGGGCUCUUGUGCACCCCUUUGCUACUGAGAGCAGUCAAACUCCAUGGUAGAGGCAAAACUGGAUAGGGCACCAUGCCACACUAACCAAAUAAUGAAGAAAUAUAAUGAAUAAGGAAGUACCUUUCAGAAGGGUAAGGUGUGCUUGCAACUUGCCUUAUGCCUAUUAAGUGGCUAAUAAUUAUUAAGUGAAAAAUAAUUAUAGAAAGCUGAUGAAGAUUCCGAAAGGAGUUCACAGCUGAUCUGAAAAAGUUCCGAAUGUAUUUUGCUAUCUUUGAAUUCUUCCUCACCCAGUGGAAGGAUAAAUGAGCACUGCCCUGACUGCUACCAAAUUAUAAUAGUAGUAACUGGGAUUUGCCCUCUGAUAAAAUGGCUAGUCUAGUCUCCCUUUUAAAGUUCUAUUUAAAUAGAAAUGGAAUAUUACUCGCUAAUGGUAUGUUAACGGGAGGUUAAGGGGGGCUCUUCAGGAGACAACUGCCCCCAAGAUGCAUCACUGUUUCCUAUAAUAAGAAGCUUGGGAUAUUCAUUUACAGUUCUCUGGAAUAAGGUCCUGGGUGCAAACUUAAUAGCAUCGAGCUGCUUGACUGUAAUUAACUUGCGGAGUCCUUGAGCCUCUUGGUCUGCUUGCAAACCUUUCAAGUCUGUUGGUCACAGGUGAGAGAUGUUGCCCUGAAAGAGCCUGUGUAGAACUGCAAUCUAUCUAGCCAUGGGUUAUGAAACUGCCAUCCACUCUCAACCCAAUUUCUGGUUACAAGGGUGGCACCCAAAUAUAAAUAAUAAGGUAAAGCUUUAUCUUUCUGCAUUCUGAAAUUGUAAACAAUACAUUUUAUGGAUACAGCAGACAGAAAUUCUCAACUGUGUAUGUGUAAAGUGUUUCAGGAAGCUGCACCUGCAGAAUUGUAGAUUACACAUUUUGGGAAGAAUUUGCUUAUCUAGGGGGUUGUGUCCAUCAAUACUCCUAUUCAGAGUAAACCCACUAAAAAUAAUAGAUAUGAAUAACUUAAUUUCAGUGGGUUUAAUUGGAUAUAAUUUAGGGCUCAACCACAUUUUUGUUUGUACCAGUUUCUAGCAUUUUGUAGCAAACAAUAAUAACAGGUUUGAGAGAGAGAUUUUUUUGUCCCGCUGCUCCUCCAGGAAAACCCACUGUUUACCAAAGAAUUGGAACAAAAGGAAAUUAAUAGAAAACCCAAAUACAAUUUUGUCCCUCUUAUAAACCAGUCCAAAAAUAGCUCCUGAACAAGAAUUUGCAUUUAUUGGCUAACAACCCAAAGGCUCUCAAACUAUGGUAGUUUUACUCAUUUAUUGUAAUUUCUCCUCCUUUCACACUUCUGUGUUAUUCUCUCAUUCCAAACUGCCACUUUCUUCUCUUCUUUUACAUUCACUUCAUGUUUAGUAUUCUUUAAAAAUCACGUAUCUACAGUAGUUUCCUUCCCACCCCCCACCCACCCCACCCCCAGUAUGGGGGCCCACUAGUCUCUCCCAGGUGUCUCCUCCACUGUGACUUCCCAUAUGUUGUUGUAAUACAUCAUCCCUAGCCAUUGGUUGGGCUGGUUUGGGCUGGUAGGAAUUGGGAGUCCAACAACAUGGGGAAGGCCAGGGGUUCACCACACCUGGUUUAUCUCCUGCUAGCUGGGUUGCCUGAGCAUCCCUACAGCUUCUUGACAGGUCAGUGCGCCAGCAAAACCACCUGUAUCCACCAAUACAGAAAGCUUCAUAUGAGGCUGUCUCUCCCACUGCAAAGAGGAGCAACACGUCAGGCAACCAGCUUCCAUGCUGGAUCCUGUGCUCUGCUCUGAAAAACCAGCAGCAGUGCUGUUAUUGUUUUCAUUUCCCUUUUUGCUGGGUCUUCACCCCCCCUGUUCUGGUCCUCUCAAGAGGCUGCAGCUGUUGGCCUCCUGGCCUCGGAAAGGCGAAUCCAGGGCGCAUCCGGGCCCUUUAAACUCAACUAUGCUGGAAGAUGAAAGGAUUCAUCACACAGUGGGAUUGCAUCUCCCUCUCAAUAUGCAGGGGCUCCUUUUUUUUAUUCAAAAGGGCUCGAGGGGGCAGGGAAAGGAAGAUGCGCCAGGGACCUCCCUUCCCUGGGUGAUGUAAUGUUCAGCUAUAAUUAGGUUGGUCUCUUGUGUGAGCGAAUUUGUUUCAACUGGGAAAUAUUUGAGGCUGUUUAUUCUGUUUGCUCUUCCUCCGAAUGGGGGAGGGGGUCCACUGGCGGGGGGAAACUGCCCAGAUAUUGGGGUAUCCUGUUCUUGCCCACAGCCCCUUCUGCCACAAUGCUGAAAUAGCGCUGCCCAGCCCCGCAGAGCUGUUGUAAGGUUUGCUGCAACACAUACUGCAGUGGUGGGGGACCGUGUGUGACCUUCCAGGCCUCUCUAUUUUUAUUUAUUUAUUGCAUUUCAUAGAAUGAGAAUUGUAGAGUUGGAAGAGCCAGCAAGGGUCAUCUCGUUCGUCCCCCUGUUGUUGUUUAGUCGUUUAGUCGUGUCCGACUCUUCGUGACCCCAUGGACCAGAGCACGCCAGGCACUCCUGUCUUCCACUGCUUCCCGCAAUUUGGUCAGACUCAUGUUUGUAGCUUCGAGAACACUGUCCAACCAUCUUGUCCUCUGUCGUCCCCUUCUUCUUGUGCCCUCAAUCUUUCCCAACAUCAGGGUCUUUUCCAGGGAGUCUUCUCUUCUCAUGAGGUGGCCAAAGUAUUGGAGCCUCAGCUUCACGAUCUGUCCUUCCAGUGAGCACUCAGGGCUGAUUUCCUUAAGAAUAGAUACAUUUGAUCUUCUUGCAGUCCAUGGAACUCUCAAGAGUCUCCUCCAGCACCAUAAUUCAAAAGCAUCAAUUCUUCAGCGAUCAGCCUUCUUUAUGGUCCAGCUCUCACUUCCAUACAUCACUACUGGGAAAACCAUGGCUUUAACUAUACGGACCUUUGUUGGCAAGGUGAUGUCUCUGCUUUUUAAGACGCUGUCUAGGUUUGCCAUCGCCUUUCUCCCAAGGAGCAGGCGUCUUUUAAUUUCGUGACUGCUGUCACCAUCUGCAGUGAUCAUGGAGCCCAAGAAAGUAAAAUCUCUCACUGUCUCCAUUUCUUCCCCUUCUAUUUCUUCCCAGUUCGUCCCCCUACAAUGUACAAAUAACAGCCAAAUAAUUCCUGACAGAUAGCCACCUAACCUGUCUGAAAACCUCCAACGCCACCUUCUGAGCUAGUCUUUGCCACUGCUGAACAGCUCACAAUCAGAGAGGUCUUCCUAAUAUUUGGUCAGAAUCUCCCUUCUUGUACAGGGGUGCCUCGGAUUACAGACACUUCAGGUUACAGACUCCGCUAACCCAGAAAGAGUACCUCAGGUUAAGAACUUUGCUUCAGGAUGAGAACAGAAAUCAUGUGACGGCAGCAGGAGGCCCCAUUAGCUAAACUGGUACCUCAAGUUAAGAACAGUUUCAGGUUAAGAACAGACCUCCAGAACGGAUUAAGUUCUUAACGCGAGGUACCGCUGUACUUUGAAUCCAUUGGUUUGGGUCCUACCCUCUGGAGCAGCAGAAAACAAAUUUGCUCCAUCUUCCAUCUGAAGAUUUAUAUCCCAGCUUUUUCUCCUAGGAGCCCAAGGUGGCAUGUAUGGUUCUUCCCUUCCUCAUUUAAUCUCCACAACAACCCUGUGAGGUAGGUUAGCCUGAGAGGCAGUAACUGGCCCAAGGACACCGCCAGUGAACUUCUUGGUUAAGUGGGGAUUUGAACCCUGGUCUCCGAGGCUCUAGUCUGAUACUCUGACCACUGUACCACACUGACUCUACCUGACACUCAGGAAGAUAUCCCAGUUGAGGGGGAGGGGGUCUUCUUUUGCCAGCUGUGGCUGUAGCUUUGUCCCUUUCCUGUGGGGGCUGCUGCUGCUGCUGCUGCUGCCUGAUGUGCUCUGGGCCUCUGGAAGUCACUCUUUUGAACAGCUGUGCAGCCCGUUGUGUAACACAGAGCAGGGAGGGGGUUGAUGGACUCCAGAUGUUGCAGGGUCUCUGCCAGCAUAUUUGGACUGUGGGAAAAAGGGGAAAUCUGGCCGGCACACAUGAUCUCCAUCACCCCCUCCUCCUCCAAGCUGAAUGAUUGCCAGCUCCACACAAGGUGGUGGGUGGGCCACAACUUCACCUGCGGUGGAGCUGGGACCCAGAAGGAUGUCUUAGCUGACCCUGCCCGGCCUGUCUGCCCCCAGCCCAUGACUCGUACAGGAAACUGGGCUAGGAAAAUCCCUGGGACUGUCUCUGGCCCAGAUUCUGCCUCUAGACAUUUUCUGGUCCUCAUGCUUCCUUUCCUGCUCCUCUUCUUUUCCCCAUACCUUUCUUUCUGAAUCAGGCAGCUGGGAGAGUCCAGGCAGAGCUGUUGUGUUGCCUUCCAGUGCCCAGACACCAAAAGGAGGGGACUCCCUGUUUCUUCCCUCACCUGUGGAAGGUCAGACAGCAGGUGGUUCAGGAAGGACCACAAGAGCAGGUCCACGUGGACUCAGCUGCCCUGCUGCAUCCUCUUUUCCAGCAAUCUCACCUCCUGCAGGAAAAUACCUCUGGGUACCGGCUGCUUACUAGGGCAAAGGAGUCUUUGUCCUCUACCUCCACUGGGUGUUGCACCCAGGGCAGCAAGACUGAGAGAGGGAGCUGCCUUGCCCGUUAGUUCCAUCUAGCUCAGUACUGUCCACACAGGCAGGCUGCAGCUUUCCAGGAUUUCAGACGCAGGGGCAUUCCCAGCCCUCGCUGGAAGUGCAGACUGAAUCUGUCACCUUAGCAUGUCAAGCAGCUGGUGCCACUAAGCUGCAGUCUCUCUCCAUUGCGACCAGGAGAUCUCCCGUCUCCUCCGUACUCCCGAGAAGGAGGAGGCCACCCUCCCUCGGAGCACGUGCCGCUGCCAAGGGACCAGACGGGGCGUCGAAAUCAGGCGCAGCCAGCCAGCCAGUUGCGCCCCGGCACCUCUCUUGAUCCAGCCCUUUGUUCAGGCUCUCCUGCAGCGGCGGCGGCGGCGGCGGCGGCUCGGGUUGCAGCCAGCGAGCAGCGCCUCUCCGGUUUCCAGCCCUGCCUGCUCCUCCUCCUCCUCGGGCACAAGCCGGGGGGCACUGCCAGUCCCCGGGCGGGCGGCAUCCGGCGUGCCUGGCAGGUCACGCGCCGGGCAGCGGCUCAUCCCAGCCUGGCACAGAGCGCCCCAGGAAGGGCGGCGAACAAAGGCCAGGCCCGGGGAGAAGGGGCGGGGACUCCUCCGGCUCGCCCUCCUCCUCGGGCUGAGGCGGAGGGACGGCCCCUCGCCGAGGAAAGAGGAGUCCGGUCUGGGCGAGUAGGAGACGCGGGUUCCAGCGCUCCGCUCGGAGGCAUCGCGAGCGAGCGGGCUCCGCAGGUGGGGGCGCCCCGUCGGGGCUACCAGCCAGGUAAGCGGGACGGGGCGGCGAAGGAUAAUUCCCUUCUUUGGACGGGACGCACCUGCCGGGGAUGGAACUGGGAUGGGGAGGGGGGCUCUUUCCUGGGCUUGGGGCGGUUCCCUCGCCCCUUCGAACCCCCUCCCAAUCUUCCCUUCUCCCCCCAGCUAUUGUUCGUAUUCGUGUCUAGGUAUAUACGAGUGUUGGGUGGGGGCGAGAUGUCCAUGUAGCCAGCGGUGCCCCCUCCCUUAUAGGCGAUUGGCUCGACUCCUCUCUUGUCUAUCUCCAAGGGAGCUCCUUCCUGGAUGGCACCUGAAGGGGGCACCGGUGGUGGUGGGGAGCUCGCCUGCCCGCCUCCCUGCCUGGACGGACGUGGCGCAUUCCACACAUUUUUGGCAUUUCUGUUCCCUAAUCCGCGCAGCGAGCGAGUCUUCGGGACGGGAGAGAAGGAGAAGGGGGACCUGCGGCGUCUUGGCAGGAGGGGAGACUGGCAGCCGCAUGCAGCCCCCUCCCCGCGCUGCUGGGGAGCAGAAAAGAGGGUUCCUGUAUCCUGUGCCAGAAUCCCGAGCGCCCUAAAGGGACGUUAUGAGUACAGAUCUCCUCCAACAGUUCCGGUGGAGACUUAGGGACAAAAGAUCUGGGUCAUCGAAUAUGGCUUGUGGACAGGAUUAAGCCGUGUGCGUCGCUCUCCCCACCUGAAACAAUGUAAUGCUUUUCUGGCUUUUUAAAAAGUGCACGUUUCCUUUGUUGAGCUGACAAGGGAGUCGGCUGGAGACUUUAACGGUGACAGCCUCUUUCUGUUUGCCUGCGCUGCUGGUUUGUGGGAGGCCCAGGUGGGGAGCAAGGCGAGGGAUAGCACCUGGACUCAUUUAGGACAAGGUGGAGGGUCUUCCAAAGGCACUGGGGUGAAGCCACCCCAAAAGCCAAGGCACCCAGAGUGGGCAGCAGCAGGACUGAUCAGCCAUAACCUCCCCACACCCCUAGCAGAGAAUCCCUGGGAAUGCUCUCCCAGUACAGGAGAAUGGCUUUGCUAUGAUGUUCUGGCUGAACCUGUGGAACUCCUGCCUGUCAUAGUGACAGGAGGCAUUGGUGGAGGAUGAGUGGAGGGAUGCUGUCUCUUACUUGCAGGACUCUUAGAGAGUUCCUCUUUGUAAUGAGAUUUCUAUUAAAGUUUUUCAUAAUAUAAUAAAACGGCGGCUACAAAAAGCACACACAAAAAGAACAAGAAUACGGAGUCCUCUUUUAAAAGUAAUUCUUAGCCCUUACGACACACCAAGGAUAGUAUCCCUAUCCUCAGGGAGUUUCUCUUUGGAGACCUUGGGACAGCAAAUACUUUUAGUGCAUCUUUAAGAUCAGUUCUCUCUCUACAGCAACAGAGCGGGAGGCAUCCGGUCCACCAUUGAGACGGCUGAUCCCUUUGGAGGCAAAGGACAAAUUGUCUGGUUGCCUUGCCUAGUUGUGGCUAACCUCCUUGGGGCCAGUUCUGUUUUGUGCUCAGGGCGGUGCCCAGAAUGUUCUGAGACUUUCUUCACAAAUGAACCAGGGAGCCUGUUGCUCUUGGAUCUGCCCCAUGAAAGGGUUUAAUGAGCGGAGGGCAAUUCCCCCCUUCAUUUAAUCAGGAUUUGCCAGUCCUGGGAAUGAGGAAGGCGUGGUGUGUGCGUGACAUUUUCUGGCAGCCACAGAGAGCCAUCCAGGGUCACCUCUCUCUUGGUACUUGGAUGCUUAUCUGGUGGCAAUUUUGAAUUCACCCAGUUUAUUGGUUUCUCUCCCCAGCUUGAGUUGGGUAGCCAGGAUCUGAAAUAUCCAUCUGCUAAUGUUAAUGUUGGAGAAGCACAUGGCUGUGAGCAUCCCAUGUGGCAGUGGGCAUUGGUGGGCUUCCACGGUUGCUUUUGGGGGCUGCAGCUGCCAGGUUGCUGCCUGACUUAUUUGGGGGCACAGGAGCUGAAAGGAGACCUCUGCCCCUUGGGGAACUGGGGAGAGGGACUCCUGAGCCAGUGUGCCUGGUGGAUAGAUCUAGCUCUUGGUUUGUUUUCCAAGGGGAAGUGGCUGUUGCCCCUGUUAUUGUCCGCUGUUGCCUUGGCAACCUGUGGCCUGGGCUGGGCCUCCCCUCUUCGCCUGUGGAUGGGACAGGAAAGGCUGUUUCCUCCCGGUGACUCAGGAUUGCAAAGGGAACUGGCCUCCAGAGCCUCUUGCCAGCUGUGGGAACGGCAGAGCUUUCGGGUGCCCCUCCAGGAGUCAGGAUGGUUGUCUUGGAAGACUUUUGAGGUGAGUCUUCCUUGCCUGGAGGCCUUUGGGGACCCUCUUUACCUAUAGGCCCAGACCGUGGAGGAUGCACACAUGCUUCUUGGCAUCGCGAGGAAGGCUCUGCUGCUGCGUGGCUCUUUGACAAGCCCUCUUUAGCUUGGGCAAGCCUUGCCAAUGCCAUCUGUGCCCCACCACUGGCUCUCCCUCCUUCUCCUUGUGGCGGACUCUCCUGCAUGAGGACUGGAGGGGUGCGGAUGGGCAGAACAGUUCUCACUCUGGUCCAGCUCGAUGUGUGUGGGGGGUGGGGGUGGAGCUGGUCACCCUGCUCUUGUGUCAUCACAGGCUUUUUGGCAAUCCAGCCGUUGUGGGCGGCCAGGGCUUGGCCCAGCUGCCGCCCCCAACUUUCCCAGGCUCUUUUCUGGAAGGGGGGGGAGGACAGGCCAAAAGCACCCUUGCCUGGGAAGGGAGUGGCCCACAAGGAGGUCUGUCAGCUUCUCCUGGAAGGGGCCACAUCACAGCUGGGGCUCACAGGCAGAUUUGCCCUUUCUCCCUUCCUUCCCCUUCCCUCAGAGGACCUUUUCUCUUCCUCUCUGUUUUCUCUCUCUGUGCUUUGUGUGUGUGGUCCGGCUAGGAGCCCCCGCAACUCACUCUGUCCCCAGGCCCAAGAGGAGGUUCGCAGCCGUCCCAGGCCCACUUUUUCUGGAGCUCCGACCCUUUGGCAUUUGCUGCCUGGCCACUCCCAGCCACACAAGCGCCUCAUUCUCUGACCUCUUCACGGAGAAGAAAGCCGCCUUGUCGCUGCUGGCAAGGUGGGGUGUCCACCCUCCCUCCCUUCUCCAGAACAGAGGCUGCUUGUCAGGGCUUGUGACCUGCUGGAGCAGCUCUGGAGGAGAGAGGGGAAGGCAAGGGAACAGGGAGACCACCCCCCACCCUCACCAAGGCAGUUCCUGAGGAGGUGUCCCCCCCCCUCCCUCAGACUUGAGGAGAAAGAAAGGCAAAAAGCCAAGACUUCUGGCUGCCUUUUCUGCUGAUGAAGAACUCUUGCAUCCCCUUAGGAGGACCUGUGUUCAUUUCAGGGAGGUGGGAAAAGGAGGGAGGGAGGGAGAGUUCAGGGCAGAGGCAGACCUUUGCUUCUGCCCUGCCGCAGAGGGGGCUGUGGGUUGAGGGCUCCUGACCUGUGCCAGUGGUGUGUGAGUGACUGCUUUGCCUCUCUGAGGGGUCCCAGGUGGCUGCUGCAAGGUAGGGCAGUGUUGGAACCCAACCUGUAGGUGGCGUACUGUGGUUGUCAUGGUGCCUUCCCGAGAAGGGGGCUGGGGGUGCAGAGAUGUGAGGUGCAGCUGAGAGAGAGAGGAAAAAAAAAACAGAAAAGGGACAAUGAAGUAGAAUCGCUGGAGCUGUGGGGGCAUUAAACAUGUUGUCAGUGUGAUAUUGUUGCUUUUCAUGUACACUCUUCCAUGUACUUGAGAAAGCAACAUGUCUUUCUAAUAAUCAUGCCUGAGGGGCAGGUAGGUGUGUUUACAAUCUAGAUUUCAGAUGGGGUGAGAGAUCAGGGAACAAGGGGGGGAGGAAUGUAUGCAGACACAGUUGGGUGGUGAAGGUGGGGUUGAUGGGGGGGGCAAGGGAUUACUCUUGGUUAAUCCCAGAUUCAACAUAUGGGUCUGAGAAACCUAGAUUUUAUUUUAAUCACCUGCUUCUGCACUAUUCAAAGUGGCUUUGAUGCAGAAGUCAAAACAAGAUGGUCACUCAAGAUGUGUUGUGGGGGGGAAUUGAUCUCCUAGGUGGAACUUUGGGUCAUCUUCUGGGCUAGGAUUUUUGACCUUCCCUUUUCCUUUAGGGGGACUGUUGCCAUGGAGACCUGUAACCGCAAUGUGGCCAGCCCAGCUGGUCGAGUGCAGGCACGUCUUCAGGUGAGCUGAUGUUGUGAAUGGAAAAAACAACAACUUGGAAUAUUGUGAAUGGAAAUACUUGCAAACAAAGCGGGGUUCUCACCCUCAGGCCAGAGAGUGAGCCUAGGGAGGGCAAUACAGGGCCUUUUCGGUGCUGGCCCCUUAUUUAUGGAGUUGGCCUGGAGUCAACUUUGUUAUCUUUUGGCAACGGUUGAAGACUUUCCCUAGUUCUGUGUUGUAACUGAGUGCUGUGCUAUUGUUGGUUUUAUUAGGAUCUCUCCCCACAAGGGGUACCACCCUGAAGCAGGCACAGGGGCUGCAACCUUUAUGUACAUCAGCCCCAAAUGACCAGGAGAUGCUCCCCCACUGCAGUACCAAUGGCCUCCUCCUCUCCUUGGCUCAUCAGUCUUCUGGGCUUCAACAGAGCAGGGCUGCUCCCUGCUCCUCUUAUUGUCCAAUUAGGAGGAUUGGCCCUAAAUCCCUUAGGGUUAAUUGGCUUGCUCUGUGAUCCUAUUAGAGUGAGCUACAGACCCUGGAUACUGCCUGCAACUGGGGCAGUUCUCUUCCUUCCUCUCCCACCUUCUCCCGAAUCUCAGCCAGCCCCAUGCCUUGGCCAUCCACCCCAUUCCCUUAGACCCACAUCUCGUGGUGGUGGGUGAAGAUGGAGGCUCCAGAGGAGCUGCAGCCAGUUAAAGCUAUUCUCCACCUUGCAGAACAGUCUUCUAGACCUGACCGAGACAGGCAAAGGCCUGAAAGUGCAGACUGAAAAGCCACAUCUGGUGAGCCUGGGCAGCGGGCGUCUCAGCACUGCCAUCACUCUCCUGCCUCUGGAAGAAGGUAAGUACCUGCAGGGCUGGUUGGGAAGCCCCUUCCCAUGCGGAGGACAAUAUCAGGGCAUCAGCCAGGAAAGGUGGCACAGCGGAAUCUCUCCAACCUUGAUGCACUGGCACAUCCAGUUUAGGAAUCUCUUUUGGGCAGCCUUGGCUACUCUCAGGCCCCUGGCUGUCAAGCUCCGUAGGUGAGAGGGGGCACCUGCUUCUCCUGCUGGGAAUUAGCCAGGCAGAAGAGCCGCUUGGGGGGCAGUGGCUGCCCCACAUCCUGCCCUGCUGAGCAUCUGCCUGUGUCUCCUUGCAGGCAAAACCAUGCUGGGCUCAGCCGCCGGAGACAUUGUGCUGCAGGGGGCCGGCGUGGCACCCAAGCACUGCUUCAUCGAGAACACGCACGGGACUCUCACUCUGCACCCCUGUGGCAACCCGUGUGCCAUAGAUGGCUUGGCAGUCACACGCCCCACACGCCUUUCUCAAGGUAAGGAGGCCGAUGGGUUGGUGGUUUUCCUUGUUACUAAUAUAUCCCUCCCUUUCUACGGGUGGGAGCAAACAGCUACUUAACACUGUAGCCCGACAAUAAAAAAAACGACUCUAACAACCUCUGUCAACCACAUAUACAGAGGAGCUUUGUUGGCAAGGAAGCUGAUUACAUUUCCAAAGGCCUGGGAAAGCAACAAAUGUUUUUGCCUUGUCCCAAAAUGAAGCCAGUAGGUGGGACUCCUGAAACUCCCUUGGGAGGGCUGCAGUGGGGUGUGGUUUUGUUCUCCUCCCCCAGGUAGGGGUCAUGGCAGCUGAUGAGCAGAGGCAGCAGCUCCUUGGAGGCAGGAGGUGCCUGGAGUUGUGGGACAGGGACCUGCAGACCCAUAGGAUGUCCUGCAGGUCCAAAGGGUUAUUGGAGGAUCCAGGAUACCAAACAUUUUGUUCAUUUUCUUAAGAUUUAUACACUGCUCGAAUGUAAAAAAAAAAUCAAAACAAUAAUUCUCAAGUGGUUUACAGAAGAUAAAAUAUGUGCCCACAUUCUUUCGAGGAUCAACCUUGGGGGAAGGGAGAAGAAGGGUGGGGGUAGCAUCCUGAUUUCUGGUGGGGGCUGCGGAGCUCAUUUUGCUUUUACCUUAUUAGAGUUUAGCUUGGCCAUGCAACGCCUGCUGCGGCCAGGUAGGUCCUUGGCCUGUGGACAGCCAGGCCUGACUCCAGCAUAGUCAUAGCUGUCAACUUUUCCCUUUUCUUGCGAGGAAUCCUAUUCGGAAUAAGGGAAUUUCCCUUAAAAAAUAGGAAAAGUUGACAGCUAUGCCAUAGGUGGCUGCUGGUCAGGCACUCUUUCAGUUUGCCUGUGUCUGGUACUUGUUUCUGAGGCAAGGCUGAGUCGCUUGGGGCCUACAACUAGGGAGGACAGCAGUGAAUCUGCUGCCGGUGUGGUUUUUCAUAAUCUGCAAAUGAAUUUUGGCUCCGCUCUGCCUGAUGAUUUGCUGAGUUCUGCCUUUGGCCUGGCCUGAGGAAGCUGUGGGGAGGGGCUGCUGUCAGGCGAGGCCCCUCCUUAGCAAGGAUUAGACUGCUGUCAGAUAUCAAAGGUCCUUCCUGACAGCUGCAGCGCUGGCACGUGGGCGGCCCAAACAAUGGCCGAGACUGUCUGUGCAGAAGGACACUUGAGGAAAGUGGGCGGCUGGUGGGCUCCAGGCCAGGCAGUGCCCCAAGGGGGACUUGGGGAACCCCCUUCCUGGGGGGUCUGGAGCAUCCACUGGGACCCCCAAAAAAGUGUGUGCUGCUGUUGCUGAGGAAGACUCACUGAUGGGGCCGCACCAAGAUGCUGGCACUGCAGCAAAUCUCUCUUCUCUGUGGCUUUUUGUCCUUGGCAGGCAGGCAGGCAGGCUCUUGCUGGCACAAACAAAGGGAAAUUCAACAAAAUAGGAACAGUGACAAGUCCAAGCUCGGAGAGGGAAAGAAUGUCUUUAGCCUCCCAAGUUUGGGCCGGCUGCUGGAUAGCGCUUUGCUACACUCUUUCUCUGCACACAUAGAGAAGGGGGGGAAAGAGAGAAGCUGUUGCUCGUCUGCCUGUCCUUGUCCCUGGGGCUGCCAGGGACACAGCAGGGGAGGAGGGGGCUGUUCCUUGGCGGAUGCCAAGCUGGCAUUUGCUGGGAGUCCGUGAAACUGGCAGUUCUGCAACACUCACUUGGUGGCUCCAGGCAGACUGGGAAAGCCUGUGUGGUUCUGCAGCUACCUUGAUAGGUAGAUAACUGACUCUGGAGAGGACCAGAGGCUUUCUCCCAGCUGGGGUCUUCCAGACCAGGCCCUUGCCUUCGCUCAACAAACUGGCCCCCUUGGGAUCCACUCCCAAACAUCACUGGUGGGUGGAAGGUGGUUUGCUGAAUGUGUCCACUCGCCAGUGUUUCCUUCCCUUGACUGUUUUGCAGAUGCUUGAGAUGCUGCUAUUAGAUGUUACUCUUUCUACUGCCAAAGGAAGGGUAGGACUGAGGCUGCAUCCUGGAUUCUUGGGAGAUCUUCUAGAUGUGUGGUCCCGAAUGUCCAGGUGCUGGUCCCACCUGGCAAAGUAGGAUGGAGUGCACCUGGGCAAUUACAACCAGAGUAGAAGGGCAUGACACGUCCCGAUCAAUGGUGCAGAUACUGACCAGUAUGGCAGGAGGGAGGCAGCUGGUUGGGAGGCAAUUUUGCAGUAGGACUGGGCUGUCUGCAAUCUACAACCUACAACAGCUAUGCAGCUUGGGGACAGGGAAUGGGAAGGUGGAUUAGGGAAUGGGAAGGUGGAUUUCAGAAUUCCCUGGUGCUUGAUCUUUAGUGACGCUUUCACCAGUUAUCUGUAGUGAACUUGCACAGAAUUCCUGGCUGGGUGAGUACAGUGCAAGAGCCAGCAGAAAGUCCGACUCAGAUACCAGGUUCAGAGAGAGGCACCAGUUGUGCACUUUUUUCACAGGUGCCACACACUGGGUUGACGUUUUCAUUGCACUGCCUACUGUGACUGCAAGACUGCUUUUCCGGGCAGUCACUAGCAGUUCAGAUCCCAUUAGUGUGUAAGUAAACUGAGGACUUUUUGCCCCAUAGUGCAUCCCUUUAGACUUGCCUACAUGGAAGUGGAUUUGCUAUUUCAACGCCCAGUCAUCCAAUUUGGAAAGAUCCUCAUGGAGCUCCUUGCAAUCCCUUUUUGUUCUUGCCAGCCUAUUUUAUUUUACUAUAUGACUUGCCAUAUGGAAACUUCUUUGAAGUCAUACAUGUUGGAAAGUGGUACUCUGACUGCUCACUCCUAAAUCCGGGUGAUUGAUAAACAAGUUCAAAAACACAGGUCCCAAUACAGAUUUUUGGGGCACCCCAUUUCUUGCUCCCCUCUAUCAGGAAAACUGCAAUUUUAUUCUUUUUCUUUUGCUUCCUGUUUCUUAACCAGUUUCUGAUCCAUAAGAGGAUCUUAUUCCAUAACUGCUAUGCUUACUUGGGAAUAUUUGGUGAGGGACUUUGAUCAAAUGCUUUUUGAAAGUCUAAGGAUGUACUCUCUGCCAAAACACCCUUCUUCAUGAGCUUACUGACAAAGGUUAAUGAGACUUUUGACUUUCCCUUGCAAACUUCCUUUUUAACUCAUCGCCUCAUUCUUCAGAAGUUUCCUCUUUUGAAGUCAAAUGUGACUGUACUUUCUUGGAAACUGCCUACUCACAUCUUUCUCCAAGUCCUCCUUGGUGCUACUUAGGAUUAUGUCCAGGGUCAUCUCCUCUCUGGUUGGUUCCUUGACCAGCUGUUCUAGGGCAAUCAAUCAUUUAGGGUACUGUAUCUAUAGACCUUUUUGUCAUGAGCAGAGCAUACAUGAGCCCAGUCUUACUUAAGUGGAAUUCGUUCAAUUUGCCCAUUAGUACACCACUUCCUCCCUGACUUCAUUCUCCAUCUCCCAGAACACUUGUCAGGAAAUUGACAGCAUGUCUGUCACCAAUACUAGUCACCCACAGCAGUUCCAUGGAGAAGUCUGCCCAUUUAAGUCAAUCUAAUUCAGGCUUUUUAACACUGCCUGGCAGGAAGAGGCUCUCUAGGAAUUCAGAUGGAGUCUCUCCCAGUCCUAUGUGGAAAUGUCACUGGGGAUUGAACCUGGGACAUUCUGCAUGCAAAUCAGGUGUUCAGCUGUGGCCCUUGGAGAUUCAUUUCCCUCUUUAAAAACAGCCCUGUUGGGUUAGAACAGCCAGUUAAGCACCUUCUUCCUCCCAGUGACCAAGUAAAUGUUUGUGGGAAGCCUACAAAGCAGGACAGGAGUGCAACAGCUUUCUUCAGCUAUUGAUGAUGGUGAUCUAACCUGAUGUUGCAAGUUAACGUGGCUGACUAAUUUGAGAUUUAAAGUAUUUAUUUGACACAUCGAGUGACAUGUUCAGGUCACAUAAAAAGUAAAGCAUAGUCGUAUUGGUCCAUAAGAAAAUUAAAAAAUAAUGUUUAGGCCCACCAAAAUACCACAAAACAGUAUGCACUCUUUGUGCCUAGUAAUGCAAUGGCCCCAAUUUGGUUUUUGAACUGAUGUUCAGGAUGCAUUAUAGCAUUGUACAUAGAAUUUCCUGCUCUUGGGGCCUUUGCUAUUUAAUAAUAAUAAUAAAACACCAAACCAACAUACUCUUUGCAUUGGCCUCGGACCACAGUGGAGAGCUUUGGUGCCUCCCCAGGAGGUCUCACCUGCCUGAAAGGGGGCUGCAAAACCACAUGCCUACAUCAGAAAGGUGCUAACACACAGGCUCCCAUUUUGCACCCACAUCUGGGCAUUAAGCACGUGUUGGUUCCAGCCCCUAGAUAUAGCACUGCCAUUCCCUUUCUCCAAUAUUCAGUCCUUUAUUUCCUCCUCCCCCUGUUGUCAUUUUCUCUUUGGGAUUGGGUCAGUGUCUGUGCUUUGGUGUGGACUGAAGAAACCGUUAAGCGAAUUGUUGCGUUCUGCAGAGCAAAGAAUGGGGAUCUGGAACUAGUGACCUCCUUAAGGACUUCCCCUGCCUCCGCCGCCCUAAACACACACAUUUUCUAGGGAGCGCCUCCACACACCACUGGGUGCAGCAGCAGCCAGCCCUUUCAUACAAAGAUCACAGUGUCAGAUUUUCCAAGAGACUCCAUGUUUCCUGCCUGAAUCACUCUCUUUCCCACCCCCCUGCCCGCCCAGACCCUGGAAAAAGAAUCCCAUUAAAAAUAUUUUAAAAAUUAAUAGCCCCGAGGACUCCCCUGGGCAGAGAGAGGAAAAUAGCUGAGCUACUUCUCUCCAUAACUGAGUCAAUCCCAGCCACACACACACACAAAUGCUUUCGCAAGGCGUGGGCCGAAGCCUGUUGUGCCUGGCUGGAGAGAGCGAGCAGACUGCAGACACAGAUGUGCUCUUAUAGAUGCCUCCCCCCUCUCCUCCCCCCCCCAUUGUGCUGCUAAACUGUGAUCUCACAUGUGGGAGGGACGGCGGCGGCAGCAGCAGCAGCAAGCCAGAGCAGCCCAUCACCCUUCAAAGGACCCUGCAGUUGCCCUAUAUUUUCCAUGCUAGCAAAUCCCACCAAGGCUGCCCUAGUUCAAAGCACAUCAUUGCCAUGUCCCUUGAAAGCUCAUCCCAAAUCGCAGCUCAGGAGGCUGAGGUGCACCCUGACCAAAAAUGGGAUCCUGGCAGGGGGCAGAAACUCCCAGGGGCCGAUGCACCCAGAGAUUUGAAGGCAGGGGGCCCCUGGGAGUUUCACUCUGGCCCCUUUUAGCCAUAGCUGGGGUACAACCUGGCCUUUGGAUCGCUCCUGUCCCUUUGUCCAACCUGGGGGUGGGUGGGAGAUGCUUUCUAACCGACAGCAGCCUCCACCAAUGAGGUCCUUACUCCAUUUUGAGGAAAGGCUGGACCCAGUCCAUGCAGCAGGGGGGAGACCUUGUGCCCAGAAUUUCCUCCUGGAGAGACAACUGGUGGCUUGUGCUACUACUAGCCUGCGGACUCUUGCUUUUCAGGGGUGAUUUGGCUUCAGUUUCUGCCGGCUUGUCCAGGCCAUCCAAAGCACUGGGCUUCUCCAGUUCUUCUUUUGAGGUACCUUCUCUUUCUCCCAAGCACUGUUUCUUUUUUAUUUAUGCCACCACCGACAUCAGGCACCAUCUUCAGCAGGUUUCCAGAGAGGCUUAAAAAGGUAAAGGGACCCCUGACCAUUAGGUCCAGUAGUGACCGACUCUGGGGAUGCGGCGCUCAUCUCGCUUUAUUGGCCGAGGGAGCCGGCGUACAGCUUCUGGGUCAUGUGGCCAGUAUGACUAAGCCGCUUCUGGCAAACCAGAGCAGCACACGGAAACGCCGUUUACCUUCCCGCUGGAGCGGUACCUAUUUAUUUACUUGCACAUUUACAUGCUUUCGAACUGCUAGGUUGGCAGGAGCAGGGACUGAGCAAUGGGAGCUCACCCCGUUAUGGGGAUUCGAACCUCGGCAAGUUCUAGGCUCUGUGGUUUAACCCACAGCGCCACCGGCUGAAAAAACUUAAAAAGCACACCUAUGUAAACCAAGCUUUAAAACACUACCAUACAAAAGAGCAGUUUCAUGCAGCCAGCUGAGCUUUAAACGGACCAAACGGUAUAAAAGUCAGGGGAAGUGAAAAGAGGUCUUGCAUUGAGGCAGGCACCAGGGGAGCCUCCAUAGAGGAGCCUGCUGCCCCACUCCUUUUGUGCCCCAGAGUGGUCACCUUGUGAGGGUUUGAUCUUUCCAGUGAAGGGAAGAGGUGGCUGCUUUGCUUUCUGUGUCUGUCAACCUUUUCUCCUGCCCCUCUUUCAGGGCUCAGUGCAUCUCACUCUCAUUUUCACUUCACAAUGGCCCUGCAAGGGAGCUUAAGGUGCACGAUAAGAGCAAGCCUCUCCCAUAGGUAUCUGAUGUCUGCUGCACCCACACUCUCUAGGGGAGCUUGUGAGCUAGCUGUUCAGGCACACUACUAUCUCCCUUCAGGCAACUAAACUGAUUUUUUUGGGAGGGAGAAUUCAUUAAAUCACACUCCUUGAUCAGCUGAAUCUGGAGGAAGUCACAGUGAAAAUACUACAAUUUAAGCAGCCUGGCUCCUGCAUGGUGUCAUUCAGCAGUACAGAUGCGGGUGGGCAAGGUCCACACUGCAGGGGGUGAUUUCUCCCCCUCCCCACAAGAAAAGAGGGCAUUCAAAAUAAUGCUGCGAUGCUCUUGCAUUUGGCAGCCGCCGGCAAAGAAGAGUCCAAAAUUGUGUAGAGCCUAAAUGGGGAGACAAAAAGGGGUUUUUUUGGGGGGGGGGGGUGUCUGGCGCUGUUUUUUCGCCUAGAACCCGCUUCUUUCAAAGGGACGUUGAAACUGUUUAAGGACCCACCAGCACAGAAUUUAUUGGCAGAAUAAAAGCGGGUGAGAGCGGCGCCUUUCCGCAGCUCUGAGCUGGUCAUGGCUCCGGUUUUCUCUCGGGCACCUUUCCCAACAAGCCUGCAAGGCAGGCCAGUAUCAUGGCUGCCACACCCCCCACCCCCAGCCGGAGCUGAGUCGAGCGAAAGGGCUGCUGCUACUAGCGAGACCUCCGAGUGGGGGCGGCCCCCGAGUCCCAGCCUCGUUUCGGCCAAGCCUCGACGGGCAGUCUCUGUCCCUACCGACCUGCGCGAAGUAAAGCCCGGCCAGCCGCCUCGUGGCCAGACGAGGGCGCAGCCCUUCUGCCGUCCAGGCGCUGCUCCCGGGGAAGCGCCGGUGGCGACCCCGGCCCUGCAGAGCAAGGGCCUUCGCCGCAAUCCACCCCCCAACUCCAGGGGUCCCGUCGCUGCGCCCCCUCUUCCUGCCGAGACCUCCCCCAGGUCCGCCUCAGCAGCGCCCCCUCCCCGGUCUCCCCUGCCCGGCUGCGCGACGGAAGCAGGGGAGGAGCCGCCCCCUGAAUAGACCCCGCCAGCUGGGGCCGGGCUUGGCACCGCGAAAGGCGCGGCCAGACCGGGAUCGGGCGCGCCGCACUGAGGAGGCGGCGGCGGCGGCGGCACGACGGGGGCAGGUGAGUGCGCCGGGGGCGGGGGCGCGUCCUCCUCGCCGCGGUGCCUUCCGAGGGAGAAAAGGCGGCGGCCGCCCCGGCCUCGGCGGGCUUGCAACAGGCGCUCCAGCCGCAGGCGCUAUUUUUAGGAGUCCCCAAAGUGGCGCCGGCGGCUGGACCUGGCCGGGCGCAGAUGCCGGUCCCCUCCCCCGGCGUAACGCGCUGUCGCUGCCGGCGCAGAGAAGCUGGGCGGGCCCAGGGAAGCGAGGCAGGCUGGGGCCCGCAAUCCGGUUCCGAGUCGGCUCGGCUCGCCUUGCGCGCCUCCCCUCUGCCCUUUCCCCCGGGGACGGCUUCUGAUCCUGCUCCAGGCCUGGCGGCCCUUGCGCUCUUUGCCGCCUCCGCUGCCCACAGGAGACGUGGCACCCGACGGGGGGGGGGAGGCAUCACAUGGUCUUGGAAGCGACCAGGGGGUUUGCCUGGGCCGCGUGGCCCUCAGGCCUUCCCUGGACGAGUCCAACCGCCUCCCUCUCUUAUGCCCCCCCCCAUGCUUGGGUAGUUAUGCCACCGGCCAGUGGGCGGCGCGCUGGCUAAGAGGAGCAGAUUGCGCUCAGAGUGUGGCUUCUGUUGAGGGGUCUCUGAGAAUUGAGGGAGCAAGGUACAGAAGGUCAGCCAAAAAUGGGCAGGGCAAGGGGCUGCCACGGGGUGAUAAUGAUGCUUGGAGCCCACCUGCACCCUGGAUGGCUGGGAUCGAUUCCCUGGUUUGCAUGUUUGCAUCUGCUGGCUGACUUGCGCCAAACAUCAGAUUUCCUGGUAACUUAGUCGCUUUUUCUGUGCCAUCCUGACUGAAGUCUCUUCAGGGCUAUGUGGUCCUGUGCUGGGGAUCCACUCAACCCUAUAACAUUGGUCAGACUUGAAAGUUAGACGGUGAGCCUGUCAGGACCAGAAGAUGAACAGCAGGUCAUGCAAGGAACUGUUUUCAGCCACAGUUUAUCCUUAAAAAGGAACGUCAGUGGUCUACCGUACACAGUUGUUGUGAGCAAGGUGGAGGCCAUGAUUUAUUGCUGCAUAGUUGAACUGCUAUAGACAUUAUAAUGAGAAGGGUCCAUUUGUGCCUUUCCCAGGCAGCCAUCGGGAUCAGAAGUCCAGAUGGGGAGCAGCUCAGCUGUGGGUGAUUUAUCUCUGAGAUCCCAGCACAAAGGCCCAGCGAUGCUGCCGAGGAGGGAGGGGAGCAGAGAGAUUUACAGAGCAGAUUGUUUGGGGGGGGGGGAUUUGACAUGUGGCAGUUCUGGUGCUCCAAUGCACCAGAGCUUGGUGGGGCACAAAGCCCUGGGGACGUUCCCGACUGCCCCUUUCCUCCCCCUCCUUGGCUGUGUUCCACAUGCUGAGCCUUGUAUAGGGAUGGUAGAGAGGCACAGACUGCCCCCCCUCCUCUGCAGGACAGCCACCUGUUAUUUCGCUGGCUCCUGCUUUUACGUACUUCCGCUUCUUCCCAGGGUUCAGGCAGGACAGAGGACAGAAUGGUUUCCUCUCCUCUCUCCCUCCCUCUCCCCAGAGUGAUCUUUCCUGCCUCCUGACUGGUAUGAAGCGUUUGGGGACUCAGGAAAGGUGGGAUGGGAACUCUGAAUUUGUACAUGUCUGUGUUGCCCGAAUAACUUAAGUCAUUUGGGCGGCCCAGUGGAGGAGAUGCUUUAGCUGACCCCCUGGGGAAGUAGCUUGCCCUCAAGUCCUCUCAUCCUGCCUAAAGGAGGAGUGGGGGGGGCGCUACCAAUGCUUCCCCGGGCCUUUCCUUGAGAGGAGACAUAUUGUGUCGCACGCACAGAGCUGCAAGAUUCAUUGCUGCGUUGUAAGAUAAGCCUGGCAGCUCCCCUCUGGAGCUGUGGGGGUGGCUGGUCAAGUUGUCCUUUUUGAGGCUGUGCAGAAGCACCAGUUUUGUCCCUGGGGGAGAAACAUGCAGGGAUUGAGCAGCAAUUUUCACUUCUCCAGAAUUCUGCCUAGUAACGUGAUCCAUAACAUCGAGUUUAUUCGCCAGCUCCUCCAAAAUGCCCUCUAUUCCAUUACCAACCAGCAAAGCCCUCCUGCACUUGAUAGACAGAAUAAUAAAAAGACACACAAAUCAGACAUUAGCGAUGGCAGCAUUCAGAAACCAGUUGGAGAACAUUUCAACAUACUGACCUUUACGGUGGCCGUCCUUGGAGAAAAAUGCUCUGUUCCUCCAACAUUUUCCUUCUUUACGUGUGUGUGGGUAAUUCUAACUUUUUAGUUUAGAUAAGAGGUGACACGAUAGAAGUAUAUAAACUAAUGCAUGGAGAAGGUGGAGAGAGAAAAGUUUUUAUUCCUCUCUCAAUGCUCAGACUCAUGGCAGGGAUUGUCGACAACCUAAGUGGCUUUAAAAGAGCCUUAGGCAAAUUCAUGGAGGAUAGCCCUAAAUAUGGCUAGUAGCCAUCGUGGCUAUGCUCUGCGUCUCCAGUAGGAGGCAGUGAUGCUUCUGAACACUCUCCCGCUCCCCAUGUGGCAAGGAGCAGAUAUUAGGGUUGUGUGGUUCAGACUCCUGAGAUUAGCUAAACAUGCAAUCCCAUUAAGAAGGAGGUGGGAUGAUUGUGAUGUUUGCACAUUUGAUCUUGGGAGCCAUGUGACUGCACCUGAUUAACAGAAAGCAGCAGCUGCACCCCAGAGGAAGUGCAACCUGCCUGGAAGGUGCUCCUGGCUUGAGCUCACGGCUGUCUUUGCAUCUAGUCUUGCCAGGGGAAGGGUUGGUCAGGGUUAUUAUGGAGCACCCAAAGACUCCGUUUUUAGUAACCUUCAAUUUCCUUGGUUUGUUUUAAAAAUGGCCAGGAACGUGCUUGCCAACACGGCAGUUUCUGAAAUCCAGGAAUGUGUGUGUGUGUUUGUGUAUCUUCUCUGGGGGGUGUGGACCUGCCCUGGCCAGGCUCUGGUGAGUCCGGAGGGAUUUGACGCUGGCAUUUGGGGAGCUCAAGACCGGAAUUAGUUGUGGGUUUUUCUCCUUGUGGCCGGGAAGCCGGCAGCCGCCACUGCAAAAGGAGCAGCUGCUGGUGCCAGUUUUUUUUCCUGUCCCAUUUCCCAAAAGAAGCUGCUUCUACCGCCUGCUUUGCUGCAUGACCAAGGGGUCCAGAAGGGGGCUGUGAAUUUCUGGUGAAAGCCAGGGGGUCUGCAUUGGGGUGGGAUGUCAGCCGAGCCACCCAACCUUUGCAUAAGUAAGAUAAAGAAAUGCCCUUCCUGGCUCUCUCUCUGGACAGGUCCCAAUCCCUCCUUAGAAGCAGGGUGGCCUCUGUGGCAGGUGCUGGGUGGGCAAAGUCGGCGCCUCUGCAAGUACACCAGUGGUGUCAGGAGGAGUGCGCAGGAGGGGGUGUGGCGGGCCUCUUCUUUUCCACACCUUGCUCUCCGCAAAUGCUGCCUCACAUUCCACAGCAGCGCUCCAGGCAGGAGCUGGCUUGUCGGCCAGCCAGGGAGCUGGAAUCCUGCCCCUGCAGGCAUAGAAUCCUGCUGCUCCGCCUCUGCGCACGAACCUCCCCCCCCCCCGCCACACCUUUUGUGUGCACAAGGCAGCUUGUCAUUGCCCUGUCAUUCACAGAGCUGCUCACAGACUUGGACAGCUGGGCUGGAGUGGGAGUUCAAGGCUUGGCCCCCACAGCAUUCACAGUGGAAACUGUUGCUGCUAUUAUUUAACCUCAGCCUGCUUCCCAGCAUCUGAACCCCGUCAGCAGGUUGCAGCUCUUAGGGUGGCCUCAUUUGGCCUCCUUAAGGCCAGGCUGGUCUUGUCCUAUUCCUUUAACUCGGGGUUGGUCACAGUUGUGGACCACCAAAUGUUGCUAGACCAGAGCUGCCAUAAUCCCUGGGCAUUGGCUGUGCUGGUUAAGGGCUGGUGGGAGCUGGGAGUCCUGACAGCAUCUCAAGAGCCACAGAUGCACCCCCAACUCCUGGUUUAACUCUUCCCAGUAGCUAUUUCUGCGUUUCGUGGCCUUUGCUGUUCCUUUUCUGCCCACAGCUUGUUGCCAUGUAACAUCUGGCACCCACUAGAUAAAUUUUGACACGCUUCCAAGAUCAUAUUGUAUGCGUUGCAGCAACUCCAUUAAAAGGGACCCGGCUGGACUCUCCCUUGUGACGCUGUCCUUGGAAAGUGACAAUGGGCUGUCUUGGUCCUGGGCCCUUUGCAGGGUCAGUCAUAUCUGAACCCCAAGCGGUUGGAAGCGGCCCCAAGGCAGGGUAGUCCUUUUUGCAACCCCUGUGGGACGUGGGUUCAAAGCGCAGGGAGAGGGGAGAUUGCUGUGUGACCCCCAAAGUAUGUUUUAAUAGGGUUGAUUUCCUGCUCAGUCUGUGAGAUCACUGUGAAUCUUCCCCCUCCCCAUCAGUCCUCUCAUUUUCUUCCAGGGUGUAUGAUCUGCCUGGGCCAGUCAACCUUCCUUCGGUUCAACCACCCAGCUGAGGCGAAGUGGAUGAAAAGCAUGAUUCCCAGCGUGGGGCGAAGCCCUGCACCCCAGCAUGGGCUCACAGCAGGUAGGAGAAUUUCAAGGGUGAGGUUUAGGUACAGCACAGCCCUCUAUCCUUGCAGUCACUUGGAAUAGCCACAUGACCCUUUGCCCCUGAUGUUCCCUUGGCCUUCGUAACCAUGGGGUUGUUGGGGGUUGAGUACCCCCAGCUCCCUGUCCAGGGAUAUUAUUUCUGGGGUGGGGGAACCUCUGCUGUUGUGCUGUGGUUUGGAAUUCCUGCAGCUCCUUGCAAAAUGUGAAAUGUGAGGCCCUUCUUUGGGUGCCUCCUCCAUGAGAGAUCUGGAGGAGAACAUGAGAACGGGCCUUUUCUGCAGUAGCCCCCUGUCUGUGGAAUGUUUUGCCCCAGGAAGUUCACCUGGUGUCUUCAUUAAACACCUUUAGGCACAUGGCAAAAACAUUGCCUUGGCCGAUUGACAUCCAAUGUCCUUUUAAAAUGUGUUGAGGAGGGUGGCGAUAUUGGGUUGUUUUUGUUUUUAUUAUGUAUUUUGUGCUUUUAUAUCAUGAGCUUAUGUUGCAACCACCCUAAGACCUAUGGGUAUAGAAAUUUAAUAUGCAAAUUUAUACAAAUUUAAUUAAUGUUGGUUGUGAUGCCUCAGCUGCUAAUGCAGAACUUGGUGACUUGAGUCCAGAGAAUUUGAUAAGCCUCGAUUUCGGGGGAAAGUUUCCCACCCGCAGAAGUUGAGCAUGGCUCAUAGGCAACGUGUGUGGGGUUACGGAGCUGCAGUAGUUGCUGGAGCAGUGGGGUGGGAGCAGGAGCAGUGGAGGGUCAAGAGCUCCCCCAGCCCAGCUUGUCUUUUCUCUCCACAGAGGCCCAGAGCCUUCUGAACGGCAACCAAGAUACGGCGAAGGCUUCCCGGCACAGCCACAGCGCCCUGGUCAGCUCCAUCGAGCGGGACUUGCAGGACAUCAUGGACUCCCUGGUGCUGGAGGAGGAAGGCAGCACCCCCAGGCAGCUCCCCAGCAGCCGUGGCAACGCUCCGUCGCCAGACUCCUCCGUCGUGAAUGGCAGGGGUGGACGCUACCUGCUGUCGCCUCCCCAGAGCCCUGGCGCCAUGUCUGUGGGAUCCAGUUAUGAAAACACCUCCCCGCCCUUCUCUCCCCUCUCCUCUCCCGCAAGCAGCAGCAGCUGCGCCAGCCACUCGCCUGGCACCCAGGACCAGGGCCCUUCCCUGCCUCCGGUGGUGCCCGUUCGCUCCUCUAGUUUCAACCACACCAUGCUGACUUCUCAUGGCGGGGCCAGCCUGGACCUGCCAAGCAGCGCCGGAGGCCCAAACCCGGCCCGGGGGCUGGGGAGCCCACGGACGGCUCGGAGGGCUACACAGGAGAGUCCCCGGAGCCCCACACCCAGCCGCAGGGCCCGGCCCUCGGGGGAGAACCCCCGCCCGGGCCCACGCAGCUCCCCUCCACCUGCAUUGCCCGCCGGCCUGAGCGAGAGCCUGCCAGGAAGCCCUCGGGUACAGCCACCCAACAGCCCACGCCUGGCCCCCAAAUUCCAGUCGCCCUCCACCCCACGGACCAAGGCCACGGCUCUGCAGGAGAGGCCUCCCAGCCCUUUCCGGGAAGCGCGGGACACACCUGCUGGCACCUCCCGCCAAGGGCUGGGGAAAGGCUUCCCGCCGGCUGAGCCUGCCGGGUUUGUGCCUCUCAGCCAGUCGAGCCGGGCCCUGCAGCCCCCCGAGAGCCCCCGACUCAGCCGGCGGCCUCUGGAGAGCAUGCGGGAGCUGCCUCCUCUCAGCCCCGCCUUGUCCCGCCGGGCAGUGUCGCCAGCCCCUCACGGCAGCCCCCCAGUGCAGGCCAAGGCCGGCGAGGCCCCCUGUGGCUGGCGGAGGGAGCCCACUGAGGACCUUAUGUCUGCCUCUUUCUCCUGCCUGCGGGGACGCAGCCCCUCGCCCACCCUGCUCGCCCGGGAGCCUGGCCAACGCAAGCCCAGCUACGCAACCGGCCUGAGCCCUGCCUACAGCCUGGGCUCCCUGACCUCAGCCUCGCCGCGUCAGAGCCCCCGCCUGCACCGGAAGUUGUCUGGGGGGCUGGAGCUGACGCCGGGGCCCCUGCGGGAGCGCAAGCACAGCAUCUCGGAGCUCAGCGGCGACGAGGGGGAGCUGAGGGAAUACCAUCGCUGGCAGCGCCAGGAGCGGCUCCGGGAACAGGAGAUGGAGCGGCUGGUGAGUGGGGCACCUACUCAGGUGGCGGGCACAAGGACCUCUGUAAUGACAGGGGGGUCUGCCGGUGCCUCGGAGGUGGUUGGGCUGCAGUGUUAAAAAUUAGCCAGGCACCAGGCGUGUUUUGCGACUUGCGUAGGACCUUUUGCAACCAGGUGGAGAUCUCCAGACACCUGGAGAGGUCAGACUGACAUCACCAUCUGUCUGACCUCUCCAGCUUUCUUGAGCAGCUAGGCAGAAAAGCUUGUACACUGCAGUUCUGUUUCACUUUAUUUCUCUAAGUAUGGUUCACACACACCCCUCAGUUAAUUCCUACAACAACCCGGUGAGGUAGGUUAAGAGGCUGUGGCUGACUCCAGGAUCACCCAGUGAGCUUCGUGACUGAGCGGGGAUUUGAACCCUAAUCUCCCAGGUCCUAGUCUGACACUCUAACCAUUAGACCACACUGGCUUCCUACAGUGCUUCUGGUGAGAGGCAGCAGAAUUAAGUAGGUAAAUAAAUAAGGGGAAGGCAAAAUGAACCUUAAAGAACGAACCGAAGCAUUUUUCUUGAAGCUUGAAUUUGUUGUAUUUGAUGUUUUAGUGUGUUGUAAACCGCUUUGAGAUUUUUUCUUUAAAAUAUAAAGCGGUAGAGAAAUGAAAUGAAUAAUAUUAAUAUUUUUUUCAAAAAUCCACCACCGAUGUGGCAGCUGUGACCUUGGUUUAAGGUACCAUUUGGCGAUUAGCUUGUAUAUCUGAGUUUCUAACAUGUUAGAUGUGGAAUGAAUGAGGGAAUCCUGGGCAGGCCGAAGGAAUAACCGUUCCCCAGAGAGAAGGGGAGUUUGGGGGGCUGCCCUGCCAGGAGCGUUAGGGAUCUUAAGCGAAAUACAUGCAUUUCCUUGCAGCCAACAGCUAGGGGUGCUAAUUGUUUGAGGGGGAUGGGGGUGGAAGUCAAUGAUAUUUCUGGAAUUUCCAGCUUCGCACAUGCCCAAGCCUUGAGCUGCAGUUACCAAGAUGUGUUACCAGGGGGUGGGCAAAAUCAGCCUGUGUGCCAGGCAGGUAGCAAGGUGGUGGCAGAAAUAGCUGCGUGGAACAGUUUCUGUACAAAACACAGGGGAGUCAGACCCCUUUGCAAGAGUGUCUGCCUGGGGAAGUGAGGCAGGAAUGUGUGGGUUGUGGGUCCCCUGCAGAUGAAAAACAAGCUUUCCCCCCAAGGCACACCUGUCUGUGGGAUGAGGUGGAGCUGCGAAUGGGGGGAGUCGGCUUGUAACCCCCAGGCCUGAAACGGUGCAUUCUCUGGGAUUUUCCCAUGCGGCCCAGACUGAGCAUGCUCCGUUUGGCAUUUGUCGCUUUGUUUUAUGCUCCGCCUGCCUGCAGUUAACUCUUGCGGUUCCUAUCUGGUGAUAAGCACCUCCUAACCAAACAUUCGGAUGUUGCCCAUCACGGGCCCCAGUGCUCCCCGGGAAUGGCACAGAAGGGGCCCCAAUGCACUCCGAUGAGAGAAAGCAUUUUUCAUGCAGAGUGCAGUUAAACUAUGGAACUCCCUCCCCCAGGAGGCAAUGAUAGUCUUUAAAAGAGGAUUAGACAAAUUCGUGGUUAUGAAUGGCUGCUAGCCAUGACGGCUGUGCUCUGCCACCACAGUUGGAAGAAGCAGUGCUUCUGAAUGCCAGUCGCUGGAAACGGCAGGAUGGGAGAGCGCUCUUGUGUUUGAAUCCUGCUUGCGGAUUCCCAGGCAUCUGGUUGGCCGCUGUGAAAACCGGAUACUCCAUUGGCUGGAUCCAGCAAGGCUCUUCUUAUGUCCUUAACUGUUGACUCUGGGCGGGACCCUCCCUGGCAAAGCUAACACCAGGGUGGGGUGCUUUGUGUGCCUGCCCAGCCUCUGAGCCCAGCUGCACCACGCAGCUCCUAGCCGGAGUAACUCUGCCACCUUUUUGCCCAGCCGGGCCUGGGUCUCAGGGUUGGCUGUGUGCCUGCCUGGCUCAGACUGGUGGAGCGUGCCACCUUGGGCUGCUGUGCCAGCCCCCAGCUACACCCUGCAGGCUGCCUGUUGUCUCGCCAGUGGCUGGGCACUGACUCACAACUGCUUGUUUGCACAGCUUGUGUGAUUCACGGGGGGGGGGGGGGAGAGGCUGUUGCUGCUGGGCCCGCACCCUGCCAUUAGCCUGGUCACGUGGCGGGGCAAGCGGGGAGCGUCUUUUUUGGUUCUCGACUUUGUUGUCGGAGGCUGGAGGUGUUUGUGUUCCUUGCCUGUGAAAGGCCUGGAGGGAUGUGUCUGUGAGAUGAGAGUCACUCCGGACUUCACUGUGAGUACCGUAAGCCUGUGUGCAUGUUGCACACUGCUCGCCUCUCCAUCCCACUUGGCACUCUGUACAGCCGAAGCAGCGGCAGGGGUGGGGAUUGAUUGGGGGCUGUUCUCCCAGGACAGAAUUUGCUUUGAUCUCUUGUAGAAGUUGGGGGGGCGGCGGCUGGGAGAGAUGAGUGUUGGGGGUUGCCCACGAAAGCCUGCUCUAGUCCUGGUGAUGCUUAGGUUGCCACAGGAUCCUGUGUGUUCCCCCCGCUGCUCAGCUGAGCUACAUACAAGCUAAAAUAGGGGUGCUCUCCUGAGACUUGGAUUUCACUGUGUCCUAGAGGGAAAAGUGGCAGAGCUUCUCCUUGGCAGUUUCUGGUGCUUCCCUGGUAUCCCUGCAGCCUCUCUUUCUCCCCCCCCCCUUGCCCCCCCCACAACGCCUCUUCUGUCCUUCAUUGGUUAGCAGCUGACCUGGACACCUGUGCAGGAGUGAAAAGGUGCAUAGGCAAGUGAGGCCCUUCUCCCAGUGGGAUGGGUGAGGUCCAAGGGUGCCAAACUCCUCCUUCCUGCUGGUGGUUGGCUUCUCUCUCUGCCAGCUCUAAAGGGCACCUGUUGUAGCCCAGUUGAGGUGGCCCAGCCUUGAGUCAAGGUGUAUCAAGCUCCUCAAGGGGACAUACUCUGAAAGCACACCUGUGGAGCCUUCGGAACCCCAUGAUGUAGCUCCUUGCACCAGAGCAAGAGAAGGGCUUUCUUUCCCCAGGGCAGCUGCUGCCAUUGUACAGUGGUACCUCGGGUUACAUAUGCUUCAGGUUACAGACUCCGCUAACCCAGAAAUAGUACCCCGGGUUAAGAACUUUGCUUCAGGAUGAGAACAGAAAUCGCACGGCGGCAGCAGGAGGCACUAUUAGCUAAAGUGGUGCUUCAGGUUAAGAACAGUUUCAGGUUAAGAACAGACCUCUAGAACGAAUUAAGUACUUAACCUGAGGUACCACUGUACAGGCAGCUCCAUCGGGAAGUUUCCUGAGCCCUCCCUGUUCUGACCAUCUUCCUGCUUGGGGAGGCUCUUUUAAUUUCCUUGGAAUCCUGUUUUAGGUAGCUGCUGGCUUUAUUGUUUCAUUCGCCGAAUCAGAUGUACUUGCUUGCUUGAAAGUAUUUUAUAUACCUUCAGUCCGCACCGUAUAGCAGGACAGUAUACAAUUUUAUGGGAUGCGGAGGCGCUGUGGUCUAAACUACUGAGCCUAGGGCUUGCCAGUUAGAAGGUUGGCGGUUCGAAUCCCUGCAACAGGGUGAGCUCCCUUUGCUCGGUCCCAGCUCCUGCCAACCUAGCAGUUCAAAAGCACAUCAAAGUGCAAGUAGAUAAAUAGGUACCGCUCCAGUGGGAAGGUAAACGGUGUUUCCGUGCGCUGCUCUGGUUUCGCCAGAAGCGGCUUAGUCAUGCUGGCCACAGGACCCAGAAAAACGGUCUGCAGACAAAUGCGGGCUCCCUCUGCCAGUAAAGCGAGAUGAACCCCGCAACCCCAGAGUCGUUCACGACUGGACUUAACUGUCAGGGGUCCUUUAUCUUCCAUACAGUUUUAUAUAUAUGAUCAUUAAAAUGACUGGCUGCUCAAGAAAACAGAUGUAUGGGUCUGUUGGCAUAAAAAGAUCUUCAUGAGGCACCUGAAAGUCAAAAGUAAAGGUGCCUGCAUGGGAGCAGCAGUGACACGUAAUACCCAACUGCUGGGGGAGGCCAGUCGGGCAUCUGUAGCAUGGGGGGGGGGGCAGGGCGCAGAUAGCUGCUAGCACUUCUCUGAAAGAUCUCUGUGAUACAGCUCAGAUAGAAGGGCUCAUACAAGCCUUAAUUUUCAAAUUGCAUUAAUGUCAGAUGAAUAUUGUAAGCUGCUGUGUGAAGGCUUUCUUUUUUUUUUUUUGCAAGUAAAUUUUUAUUCAGAAUUUGUAUAAAGAAAAGAAAAAAGAACUAACAAAUACAAAAAUAAACAUUUUAACAUAAAUUAUUCAUCCUAUUUUCAUACUAUACAAAAAGAAAGCAUAUGUUCAUACAAAAAUAAUAAUAUAACCAUUAGGCUCUCCUUAGCCUUUGACUUCCCUUCACCCUUUUGGUAAGUAUCAAAUAAGUCCCGGGUUGCGUAAUUAGUUUAUUAAAGUUUAUAGUUAUUAGCUGAUAAAGUUUUUCUAAUACCGCCAGUUCCUCCUAUAUAUCCGUUCCAAUAUAUUUCCAAAACUUACUCCAAUUUUUUGAAAUUUCUGGUCGUCUUGGUCUCGUAUUCUGCCUGUUAAUCUAUCUAGCUCGGCAUAGUUGAUCAUUUUGACCUGCCAGUCACUUAUGUUAGGAAUAGUUUCUAUUUUCCAGUUUUGUGCCAGCAUAAUUCUUGCGGCUGUGGUGGCAUAGAGAAAUAUUUUUUAUCUUCAUUUUUAUUUCCUUACCCAUUAUUCCCAGCAAAAAGGCCUCAGGUCUCUUGGGAAAAGUGUAUUUAAAAACUUUUUAAGUUCAUUAUAAAUUGCUUCCCAAAAACCUUCACCUUGCUGCAUUGCCACCACAUAUGGUAGAGGUCUCCCUCCCCUUCACCACAUUUCCAGCAUGUCUUAUUUUCUGAUCUAUAGAUUUUAGCCAAUUUUGCCGGCGUAAGAUACCAUCUAUAGAGCAUUUUCCAAACAUUUUCUCUCAAACUCGUACAGGCCGUAAAUUUAAUGUCUCUAUUCCACAAUUUCAACCACUUUUCAAACUCGAUGUUAUAACCGAAGUCAAUUGCCCAUUUAAUCAUUGCCUCUUUGACUUCCUCGUCUUUUGUAUGCCAUUCCAGUAAUAUGUCAUAUAAUUUAGACAAUGUUUUGUUUUUGCCUUCUAUUAUUUCUAUAUUGAAUUUUGAUUUCUUGUCCUCAAAGCCCAUUUUUCUUUUAUCUUGUUUUAACAUAUCAUUCACCUGAUGAUAUUGUAACCAGCCGGUGAAUUGAUCCUUUAUUUCCUCAUACGGUUUAAGUUUAAGCCCUUGUUCUGAUUUUCUUAGCAAAUCUUCGUAGGUGGCUGUCUCCCUUCCAUGUUGGUUUUUUUAUUGUUAAGACCUCUACUGGUGAAAUCCACCAUGGUGUUUUUCUUUCGAGAAGGUUCUUAUUUCUUUCCCAGACCUGAUAUAUUGGUCCCCUGAAAAUAUGGUUUAAGAAAGCCCUGUGGACUUUCACCUUCUCGUACCAGAGAUAUGCGUGCCACCCAUACCGGUUAUUGAAACCUUCUAAAUCCAGUAGGUCUCUGUUCUCCAAUUUUAUCCAAUCUUUUAACCAAAGUAGGCACGCUGCUUCAUAAUAUAGGCUCAAAUCUGGGAGGGCAAAACCUCCUCUUUCCUUUUUAUCAAUUAGUAUUUUCAUUUUAAUCCUUGGUCUUUUCCCCUGCCAGAUGAAUUUCAUCAGGGUUCUCUGCCAUUCUUUACAUUGUUUUAGACCUUUAAUAACUGGAAGAGUUUGAAAUAAAAACAACAUCCUCGGCAAAACGUUCAUUUUAACCACUGCUAUCUUCCCUAAAAGGAAAAUUUCAUCCUUCCCCAUAUUUCCAGAUCUUUCUUUAUUUUUUCCAUGUAACUUCAUAAUUAUCUUUAUAUAGGUUUAUGUUUUUUGCCGUAAUCCACACUCCCAAAUAUUUCACUUUUUUCACCACCAUGAUUUCCACUUUUUGUUCUAGAUCUUUCGUUUCUUCCUUAGUUAGAUUUUUAACCAGCAUUUUAGUUUUAUUCUUGUUUACCUUAAAACCUGCCACCUCUCCAAAUUCCUCAAUUUUUGUAAUGCUUCUUUUACACUAUCUUGUGGAUCUUCCAAAGUCAAAACAAUAUCGUCGGCAAAGGCUUUAAUUUUGAAUUCCUUCUUUCCUACUCUAAUUCCUUUCACUUCUGUUGCCUCCCUCAGUCUCUUAUUAAGUACUUCCAAAAUUACAAUAAAUAAUAAGGGGGACAGGGGGCAACCUUGUCUGGUCCCUUUAUAAAUGUUAAAAUAUUCUGUUGUAUUGUUAUUUAUCACCAGCUUUGCUUUCUGUUCUUUGUAUAUUGCUUCUAUGCCUCUAUGUGUAAAUAAAAAGUCCAAUGGCUAGCUGCAGCAGUUGGACCAGACCUGAGUGGUUCCACUUAGUCUACCCUAUUCUUUCCCAUGGUAACCCCACCCCGAGGCGCCAGGUGCGUUUUGCUACUGGCGCGAGUCCAAUUGCGACUAUGUGGAGAUUUCUGGGCUCCAGGUUGGGAGCCGCAGUUUUCAAAACCUUGGUCUUGGUUAAUACCAUUUCCAGUUCCGCUGUGUGUGUUUCUCUUCCUUGCAUACUGGGACAAGUGAAUGGAGUAAGCUACAGUCAAGCAAUGUAGUUGGGAUCAUAGAAUCAUAGAGCUGUAGCGUUGGAAGUGACCCCCAAGGUGAAUAGACGUUGUGGCGACCGUAACCUAGGUUUAAGGUGCCGUUUGGCACCUCGCUUAAAUAUCUGAGUUUCUGCCCACCAGAAGGACCACGGCUCUCCCCUUUCUGUCUGUAGUAUUUCUGCCCCACCCUCUCUGCCUUCCAGGGGAUUCCAGGGCAGAAUUUCAUUGGCCUUGAGUUUCCAGCCACUCGGUUUCAUGAGAUGACACCCCAGUUCUUGUGGUAUGAGAGGGAGAGGGAAGCCUCUCUCUCUCUGGGUAUGUUUCUCCUCCCCUUCUGUCCUUCUGCUGCAAUGAACAUAGGAGCUCCAAGACCUUCCUGGCAGAUAUUGUUUAGAAUUUUAUUAUUACGGUCACAGACCAGUUCCAGCUCACUUACAAUAUCAGGAAAAUCAUAAAACACAACAGGAAUACAUUGAAUUGCAGUUGGAUAUAACAGAGACAAUUCAGAUAUAGCGGCAGUUAAAAAUAUAUAUUAAAUCUUGAUCACUAAAAUAUAACCUAAAAUUGUCAUUUAAAACCUUAAUCAUUUUGGUAGUACAGCUUGUUCCCUAAGUUUUAUGGCACAGAAUUUGGCCACCCUUAGCAUGAUCUCUAGAUCCUUGUCCUCUACCAGUAAUUUUAGACAUUGAAGUUCGGACCCAUUUGGAGACUUUUGUAUAACAGGAGUGAUAAAUACCGAGCAUAUAUCCCUGUAGAAACGGCAGCGUAACAAGGCAUGAGAGACAGUGGCAGAUAUUGUCUCAGGCUAGCUGGAGUCCGUGCUUGCAAAAUGCCUUUGGGUCUUCUUUGCUCACGCACCAGAAUGUCUUUCGCCAGCUUUGGUCUGUGCUUACCGAAGCAGCUGCGUGAUAAGACCCUGAACAGGUUGGCCAAAACCACGAAAUGCUACGUUCUCACUUUUCCCUUGUGAAAAGGCUGGGGAAAGCCAGUGGUUGGGGAACCGGCCAACCACAAGAGCCAAGAGGUUGGAGGGAGCUGGGGUGGGGUGGGGUCAGCUGUGGCUCCUGCCAGAGCACCGAAAGUCUUGGGGAUGCUCUGGGAUGCCGAUACUGACAGUUUUCCUUUCACCCCUCUGCCCUUUGCUCAGGAGCGGCAGCGGCUGGAGACCAUCCUGAGCCUGUGUGCUGAGUACACUCACAGCGAUGGGGAUCGGGGCCAGGAGCACAACACCUUCCCCAGCGCUGCUGCCGAGGGCACUGGCCAGCCGGGAAGGAGGCCCUCUAAGGGCUCCAUCAGUCUUGGACGAGCGAAGGAGCAGCUGGUGGGAAGCCUGGGCCUGCGGGAGAGGGAGAGCUUGGAGCGCUCGGAUGAGGACCAUCUGAAAGAGGAAAGCAGCAGCACGGAGAGUGCCGGCCAGGAGGUGAGAGGGCCAUGCUUGGAGCUGGGAGGACAAGGAGGAGCAUAAGGGACUGAACUGGGUGGAGUGCUCCUUUGCUCCCCAAACUGGCACUUUCCACCCAUUUUUUGGAAUACAGCUGCCAUCUUCCCUGACCAGACUGGCUGAGUCCCACAACAGGUUGAGGGCAGCUGACUUGGCAUGUAAACUUGGUAGGCUCAGAGAGGAAAGCGUGGCUUGUGCAUUCCUCCAUCUCUUUGGGGAGAAGAGUUAUAUGCCUGUCCCACAUCCAGUGUGUCUGGGAGACCUCUGGCUAACAGAGUUCAUGGCUGGCGUUGUGGUAUGAAUUUUAGAUAAAACUUUAUUCACAUUAGCCAAUGGCCAAAGCAACAGUAAAACAUUACGGUAUACGCAGGAAAGGAAAUUUGAUAUAAGAGCACAAUUUAAAGUCCUGAAUCAGCUGUCCGUUAGUGGCCCUUAUUCUGAUUGCCCCUGCUAUGAACCUAGCAACCUUUGCUAUUAUCUGCUCAUUUUGAUUGCAGAUCAUUAAGGAAUGGUAUGAAAUUAUUUCUACCCCACCUGUUUCUUACACAGGGAACACCUAUUAAACAGAACAUAUGGAACCAAGAGAAUUAGAAGCAAGCUUCAGCAGAUCCAGUUUAUUAGAGCUAUUGCAAUAGGACAGCCUCUCAGCAGAACUGCUAGUUAGGAGAAAUAAAUAAAAAAAUUGUCCAGUAUCACCUUAGAGACCAACUAAGUAUGUUCUGGUAUGAGCUUUCGUGCAUGCACACUUCUUCAGAUACACCAACACGGCUACCUACCUGAUGCUAGUUAGGAGGACUGCCCAGAGCAAAUUUGUAACAAAGCUUAUGCAGGAUUUCAAGCACAGCAGACAAGGAGUCAUAAACAUCAAGCAUUCUUCUACAUACCUCAAAAAAGGUUACAGGUCAUGGGAUAUAAAGAUACUUGACCUCACACUGGUAAUCAACUUUCCUGGGGUGUCCCAAACCAUUUGGUCCUAACUAUUCAGUGGGGGCUGUUGACAUUCCUUUCCCAUGCCUGUCUCAAGGAAAUGCCAGUGCUAACUCACAACAGACAUAGGAAAACAUCCUGCCGUUUGUGCCACUUUCAGGAUAAGAUAGAAGAGAUGGAAUGCAGCCUAGGAAUGAGGCAUGAGAGUCACAAAAUGCAGACAUGUGGGAAUCAUUCAUGGAUGCAUUCUAGCCAAAGGUUAAAUGCACUUAAUAUUGAAACAUGAUUAAAAUCAAAAAUAUACACCUGGGGUCACUGAUUUUUUUUCAUUAUUCCCCCCUUUGAUUAUAACCUUUCCAAGGUUUAUAAUCCCACUUUAUCAAAGUCGUUAAUCUACCAAGACAUAGUCCCUCUUGGACAUAUUUACUAGACCAUUAACACUGACAAGCACUGAACACCACAACAUAGCAAUAUAAUACAAAGAAUGACUGAAAGGAAUACAAAGAAUGACUGAAAUGAGAAUUAAUAACCCCCCUUUCAAGGCUUCCUUGAUGCAACUAGCCUGAGGAUACCAAUAUGGCAAUCCUUUAUGUAAUGGGUAGGCAAACUAAGGCCCAGGGGCUGGAUCAGGCCCAAACGCCUUCUAAAUCCAGCCCACAGACGGUCCAGGAAUCAGUGUGUUUUUACAUGAGUAGAAUGUGUCCUUUUAUUUAAAAUGCAUCUCUGGGUUAUUUGUGAGGCUUGGGAAUUCGUUCAUCCCCCCCCCCCAAAAAAAAGGUCCCCCACAAGGUCUGAGGGACAGUGGACUGGCCCCCUGCUGAAAAAGUUUGCUGACCCCUGCUUUAUGUUGUUCUUAUUAAAUUCUCUAUGGUUUUAAAGACCCGAGAGAAGCAUUCUCUCCCUUUUUCUUUAAACAUGUCAGCUUAUGCUUUACAUGCAGCAGGGAGGCCUAGUCAUCAAGGACACAUGAGGUUUUCUUGCAUCAGCUUUAUUUUGUGCCCGGUGUCAAAUUAGUCUUCUAAUUAGGCUACCCUCUCUGCUGAUUUUUCCAAACCCUCCACAGCACGAAGAGCCACCCAGCACCAAAGCCAGCCAGGAGGCGACCCUGCUGGAGGAGGAGCGCACCCGUGUCCUGGCCAGCGUUGAUCAGCUGAAGAGCCGAGCUAAGGAGCUGGAGCAGCAGCUGCAGGAAACAGCCCGGGAGGUUAGGCAGGGAUGAGGGCAAAGGGUAGAGUUCCUUCCUCUUGGCUGUACCCUGUUUGGUCAUGCUGAUGGGCAGGGCACAGCCCAGGAGGGGCCCAGUCCAGACUUCAUUCAUGAAUGAAGAGUUGGCUGGAGCUCAGGGAGGCCUCGAACUCACCCCCACCUCCCGAUGGCUCCUCCUGCAGAGAGAGGCCUGGGCCCUGAGUCUUAGCAUGAUGGGGCUCCUUGUCUCUCGCCCAGGCGGAGAUGGAGCAGGCCCUCCUGCAAGGCGAGCGGGAGGCCGAGCUGAUCCAGCUGCAGCAGGAGCAGAAGGCAGUGCAGCAGUUGCAGGAGCGCAUGUCUGGUCUGGACGCCGCCAUCCACCGGGACAAGGUAAAUGGCUGGCGCCCGGGGCCUCUUGGCUUCCUCAGUGCCACCUGGCCACCCUUUGGGAAGGCACAACCAGGCCACAUGUGGCCCUCGGCUUGGGCUGGCCCUGCUCCGCCCAGCUUGGCUGCUCUGUUCCUCACCCCCCGCCCCCAAGGACGCUACACUGGGGGGAACUGGGUUGCCAAAGCUGCCCUGGCACUUUCCCUCGCCUCUCUGCUGGGUUUUCAAGCCGAGGUGACUCGCUCGGGAGCUGAACUCAAGGCGGUUCCUCUUGGUGCUUGGUGGCAAGCUGGAAAAGCGCUUGGGGGGCUCCAGAGGGGAGCCCUCUCUUUCCAAGCUGUGGUGUCUGAGGUGUCUCUUCUCAAGCCAGGCAGUGCUGUUUGCAUCCACCUCCCUGGCGCUGCUCAAGGCUGGGCCCUUCCUUGCCCCAAUUCAUCUUUUCAGACCAGAGGCAUUAAGAAGAUGUUUGCCUGCAAGACAGGCAGCUCCAAACCCAGAACCUUGGCUGGCUGGGGAUGGAAGCAAGUUGCCCCUGGGACCUGAUUCCCACCAUGCCCCUGGACUCCCUGGCAUUUAGCCCCCCCAGGUGCUUGUUUUGGGGCUGCUGAUUCCCAGCCUUUCUCAAACCUUUGCUCCCGCAGGGAGCCCGAGGGGACGCACACACCUUGCGAAGCGCUGCCACUAACCCCCCGCCUCGCACUAACCAGCUCUAACCCUCUCUCCGUUCUCUCUCUGUCUCUCUUUCUCUCUCUGACUCUGAUUGCUUGGAUGCCUGCCUGCCUGCAUCUUGCUGGUGGGCCACCCUAACUGAGACAGUGAGGCGGAGCAUGGCUGAAGCCCAAAAGACAGGCGGAGGAGGAGGAGGAGGGAGGGUCUAUUGCAUGUGUACAAACGUCCCACCCCAUCGGAGGCUGCUUGGCACCUCCUGGGGAGUUGGGGGGGGCUGAGGGGGCUUGGGUGCCUUCAAGGAGCUCUGCAGUGCCCUCCCUCUCCCCCAUGCGGGUGCCCAUCCCAGCUGCCCCCCAACAGGCAGGGUGCUCUUCAGCACUUCAGUCUAGCUGCGGGGAAACUUGCAGGUUUGUUAAUGCACAACUGCGGAUUUGGAUGCACAACUGCUGAUGCCGUUGAAGGCGGACUCAGGUCUUGCUGUUCUGUUUCCCGGUGUGUAGGCCUCCCCAGCUUUGGAUUAUUCCUUAAGGACAGUGGAGAACCACCCAGUCUGGCACACUAAAUGCACUAUAAAACUCAGGGCGACGUGGAGACUUUGAGGACUGUGCAAGUGAUCUAAUUUCACAGGGUCGUGAGGACCAAAGGCAGGGGGUGGGGAUCAAUACUGCACAGGACAGUCUGUGUGGAUGGAGUGCCAGGGCAUGACGCCUAGGCAAGCUGACUCAGAAUUGAAAAGCGGCAACUGACACUCACCCACCCUCCCUGAGCAGUGGUGGAGCUUCAUGCUCCGGCACCAGGGGGAGGGGGCGGAGAGUAGGCGGGGGCGGGGCUGGCACGUGUCCCAGGGGCAUGGUGCACGUCCUGGGGGUGUGGCACCCAGCGCGGGCGGGGGGGGUCAGCCACAAUGGCACCCCAUCGGGAUAGCGCUGCUGGGGGUGGUGCGCUCCCCCCGCACGCCUCUUCCUCUGCCAGUGACCCUGAGAUUCUGCCCCAAGGAAAACUGGAUGAUACAUUCUAUUGGUUUUUAUUGUGUGUCCCUGCCGCAUUCUGUGGACUCCUGCGAAGUCAGAUCCGGCAUGCAGCCUUGGCCACGGGUGGCAAGGCGCUUGCUGCCCCCAGUGUGGGCCUGGUGCCUCUCUCCUGCUGCCAACUCACUCACUGACAUGUACCCCAAAGUGCCCAGAGCCCCCAGUAAACGGCGCUGCACUAACUCCAGAGAGGUGUGAGCCUAGUUUUGUGUCUCAAACAUAGCAAUGCUUGUAUAUCCUGAGUCAACUCUGGGGUGGCUGGGAUGGGGCUGGAGGGAGGGUGUGUGUCUCAUCCUGAAAAUGCCCAUUUCCUGGACUCCUGAGUAUCUCUAGAGAUCUUUGCGGCAGCUGACAUGGUGGACUUUUCUGGGCAGGCCAGUAAUUGGCCGGAGAGGACUUAUGGGUGGCCAAGACCGCCCUUUGGGCACAUGGUGACUUUGAGACGCAAGGCUGAGGUUCCCAGUAGCUGCCCGGUAACCCUGUUAGAGUUUGAGCCCCCUUGCUAACCUCCUGCCCCCUUGCUUUGCAUGGCCUGCUCUUGAGAAGUGUGUUUUCUCUCUCUUUCUCUCUCUCUCUUCCGUGUGUGUUGUUUUCUCCCGGAUUCAGGAGAGGGCAAAGGUUGAUGCUGAAAGGAAGGAACUUGAGCGACUGCGGGCACUAUACUCUGAGCUCAAGCGCCAGCUUGAUAACUGCCCUGAGUCAAUGAGGGAGCAGUUGCAGGACCAGAUGCAAAGGGUCAGUGUCUCCUCCCUUGCCCCCCACCAUCUCCCCGCCUGCAGCCGGGGUCAGCGCCUGGCUGAGGGUAAGCAUGGCAGGCUGGCUUGGGUUGGUGGGGCACCACUCAGCAGGGCCUGGCGCCCUGGCAGCUCUUCUUGGGAGGACGGCUUUUCCAGAAGAGGGAGCUCAGAUCAUGGGUGGGGGCCCUCCUCUCCUUGAGCCCUGUUUGCGGAGCACGAAGGGGCUAAGACUGGAAUGAAGCUGAGCCCAUCCUGGCAGGGAGCAAGGGUUGCCAAGGCCCAGCAGCUCCUCAAGAAACCCACCCUACACCCCUUUCUCAUGGCUCUUGCUGGCACCAGAGGAGUCUCUGUGAGGCUGCCAGCUCCUUCGUCCCUUGAAUGCCCCUCAGGCUAUUUUCCUCCUUGAACCGUUUUGCUGGUUACGUGUCCUUUUGCUUAAAAAAGAGCUCGCCUUCCGCCAUUUUGUUUUUUGGGUGUGUUUUUUUGCAAGGGUUUGCUUGCAGAGGAGAGCCAGAGCAGCCCUGUCCUUCAGGUUGCCUCUGCUGACUCUGCAGCCUUUGGACCCUUGUCCCACCUGCCCUGUGACCCUCUGGAAGGCUUGGACCGGAUGCACCUAGAAGGUCCUAGGUCCAAUCCCCAGCAGCAUCUCCAGGAGAAAAACCCCUGGAAAUCCUUGCUGAGCUAGAUGGACCAAUGUUCCUUCCCCCCUGCCCAAGCCAGCCGCCUUCCCCGAGUCCCAGCUGAGCCACUGUGUCCCUGCUGCAGGAAGCGGAGGCCCUGGAGACGGAGACGAAGCUGUUUGAGGACCUGGAGUUCCAGCACCUGGAGAAAGAGAGCCGCCUGGAGGAGGAACGCGAGAUGCUCAGCCAGCAGCUCCUGCACAGCAAAGCCGAGAGCCACCGCAGCGUGGCACGGAGGAAGGUGGGUGGGCGAGAGUGGAGAAGGAAGCCCUUUGAGCCGGGGGGGCACUGGCCACGUGGCACUUGCUCAGCCCCCAACCCUGCUCUUUCCGUGUCCCCGCAGGAACGCCUGGCAGCGCUGGAGAGUCAAGCCAACCAGAUCAGGCUGCAGGCUGCUCAGGAGGCUGACCGGCUGGGCAAGGAGAAAGCCACCACCUUGCAGAUGCUGCAGAAGGUACCGGCUGGCAAGGAGGGCAUCUGGCAGAGCUGGGCGAGGCAUUGCAGGCAGGGCAGGGCCACCUGGAGUGGCGCUUCUGUCCUGCCAGAACCAUUCCCCCAUAGGGGUAAGGUUAGGUGGGACCUGGGCUAUUGACAUGGGGGAAGGCGUGGCUCUCCCCUUGGCACUGUGCCAUAGGGGAGAGGCAGCUGGAGGCUGGCAGGUAUGACUGGAAGCACCCCAACAAACUUCUCUCUUUUCCUUCCCUGUGGUAGGAGAAGGAGACCCUCCUUGCGCUAGAGAGACGGUACCGGGUGCUGACUGGUGGCUCCGGCUUCCCCAAGGCCUCUACAGCUCUGCGAGAGGUAAAAGGACCUCUGUGGGUGCCCAAGUUCUUUGGUUUUGUGUGUGGGGGGGUGGGCUUUAGCAAAGCCCCAAGGGUGCAGGCUUUUGCAGCCUCCUGAACUUGCAGUGGGAAGUGAGCCCUUGCCUUAGCAGGGCUUGUUGUUUCUGCCUUUCUCCCACCUUACCUUGCUAACAGCGCAGAGUUUGACGGCAAUCUCUCCUUACUACGGAAGGAGGCUGAGAGGGAGGUGAAGAGGCAAACCCUGCCCAGGAAAGCUUGGUGUGCUGGGACCUCAUGCCCGGAGCUUCUCCAGCCAGUCUCCCAUAGUCCGAGAUAGUUAGUUAUUAUUAUUUCCCAUUAUUGAGAUUUUCCAGAUCCAUUUAAAAAAGGACUCUUCCAGUCUAGAGCGUGCUGAAUUUUUCAACCUUCAAAUUCCAAAAUUGAAGGGUGCUAAAAUGUUGUAUUGGGAACUCAAAAUAUAUUUCGUUUAGUUUUGGUUGGUUAGUAAAAUGUGUGUAAAAUCACAUAGAAAUCAUUAAAAAUGAUUGCCAAGUACUUGCAGUUUUUAUUAUUAUUAUUAUUAUUAUUAUUAUUAAACAUUACCUGCCAUUUUCAGAAGAUAAAAUUAAAAUUCUUUGGUUUUCCAAAAGCAGUUCAUGUGCUUCAUCAUCAAACUUGGACUUGCCAAGCUAAAUGUUGUCCAAUCAAGAAAAUAAUAGCAGAUUUGAAUUCCUCACACCCAAAAACAUAUUUUUAAGACCCUUCACUGAAGAAAUUUGCAAAAAUUAAGUUUCAGCCCCUAACUUCUGGAGUUAAAGGAGUGUACACCUUGUGCAUUUAACAGAAACUUCCCAGAAGACAGUGAGCAGUUCAGCCCAAAAUAUUUAGAAAACCACCUGUCUGGGCCGCUCUCCUGCGCUUUUAUUCUGUAGCUCUGUCUUGUUCUUUUGGCUGUUGCAUAAUUACCACCUGUUUAAGAUAUUACAGGGGUUAUUUCUCUUUAAAAUGUGUACAUGGGGGGGGGGACGCUGCUGGGGCUCUCCUGAAAGACAUGUUCCCUCCCCGUUUUUCUUCAGGCGACAAUAUCCCUGCAACCGUUUUCUAUAUUGCCUGUGUGAUUUUCAGACUCCCAGCAGUAACCUCCUUUCUCUGACUUGCCUUCUUUUUCCCUUCUGGGGAAGCUUGAGGGCGGGGGCCUCUCAUACUGGCGAUGAGGCACAAGAGCACUUAGUGGGGGAGGAAGCAGAAGAAGCCCUCUCUGCAGCCCCUCCAUUGCCUCCGUUCUGAGAAUAAAUUGCCCAAACAGCCUGAGGGUUCUAUUAUUAUUAUUAUUAUUAUUAUUAUUAUUAUUAUUAUUAUUAAAUGUUAUUUAUACCCCGCCCUCCCCAGCCAACACCAGGGUGGCCAACACCAGUGUAAAACAAUUGAUUGAAAUACAACAUUAAAAUGCAGCCUCAUUUCAGUAGGAACUCAAUCAAAAACUUUGGGGGCGGGGGGAUGAAAACGUCGAAUCUUCACCAAGGCCAACUAUCCAGACUGGUCCUACACAGGCCAGAAAAGCCAGGGAAGUCCCCAAAUAGGAGUUCCAUCACAGUUCCAUCACAGAAGAAGAAAGGAAAAAGGAAGAGGGGGAGGGCGGGACGGCUGUGUGUGUUCCCUUUUCUUCCUCCCCCCUGCCCUCCCCCCACAACCUGAGCUGACAUUUUCAGGGUUCUCCUGCAGUUCGGCUGCCAUGGACAGACCCUGCCACCUUCCUCUUUUGCCCCCCCUCUCUUUCCGUGCGUCCUGCUGUUCUUGCAGCUCCCUCACCGCUGUUCCCAUCCUCGCAGGAGACGCUUCCUUUCUCUGAGCUGGGGGAGGCGGCUGAUUCUGCAAGCCCCUUCUGUGCAGCUACUGCUUCCUCCACCCAGCUCUAUCCAGGGAGGACAGAGGUAAUGCUAUGUGGCUGCCUGUCUGCAUGCCUGCCUGCCUCUGAGCUGCUUUCCCGCUUGUUGCAUGCGCUGCAACAUCUCCUCCCCGCUUGGCUUGGCUGUGCCCAUCGGUGGCUGGACUUUGCAGCGUGCCUUAGAUCUGUGGGCAGGUGUUUCAGCCCAGACUUGACUCUGGAAUACAUCACUUCUUCCGUCCGACUUCCAUGUUUGCGCCCUUGCAGAAAAACGCUCCUGCCUGCUGACUUUCCCUGCUCUCUGCCAGUGUGAUGUCUGCUCCCCACAGAUCCCAAGAACUGCAUUGAGCAGUGGGCACCAGUGUUCCUGGGUUUGGCAGAGGCACUCACAAUAUGGCCUCACUUGGGCAGGAUGCUCUACUCUGGUGAGCUCUUGCAGGUAGAUGCCACCUGGCACAGCUGUGGGCCACAGGCCACGGGCAGGUUAGGCCCUUCCCAGGUUGCCAUGCUUGUGUGUGUGUGUGUGUGUGUGUGUUCGUGUGACAUUGCUCCCUUGGCUCAGUGCCCCAAUCCCUCUCUGAUUCUCCUCCUCCUCCUCCUCCUCCUCCUCCUCUCUGCCUGGCUGCUUCUAGGAGUACGUGAGACUUUCUGACGUUUUCCCAUUUUGCGGCUGUGGGCCAGAUGCUAGCACCGCACCUGCCGUCCCCUCACCUGCGCCCCCACUGUCCUAUGAGGUACCUGCCUUUCCGGUCCCAUUGCUGGGGCUGGUGCAACAGUACAUGCAGCCGAGGGAGAUGUCUAGGGGCAGGUGGGAAAGGGGGUACGUCCAUAUUCCAUGCUACCUCCCAACAAGAAGGAGCCUACUCUAGCCCAGCCCAGUUUUUGGGGGGUCCCUAGCAUAGCCUCCUCCACAAAAAGGCUGCUGUGGGGGAGGCUGGUGUUCUCCCCCCCCCCAACUCCCUCUCAGCCUCCUCCCCUCCCCGCAUUCUCCUCCGGCUUUGUGCACUCCCGGACUGCUUGCAGCCUGCCUCUCACUCUUUGCCUUUUCCUUCCUGCCCAGUACGUGACAACUGACCAGCUGGCAGUGAUUCUGGGCAGCGUCAGGUCGGCUGUAGGGCUCGCCCACUCCCCCAGCCCCCCCGUGGCAGACUCCGCUGCUUCUGCCCUGCCGGCGGCGCUGCUCUGCUCCUCCAGCUGCCCCCAGGUUUGUGCUUCUGCGGCAACCCCCACCCUCUUGCUACCUCCUCCAUCGCUUCCUUUGGGGUAGGCGGGCUGCCCUGCACACUGUGGCAAGGCACUGGGGCAGGGGUUGAGGAGCAGGGGGUCUUGAGUUAUAGCUGUGUGUGUGUGUGUGUGUGUGUGUGUGUAUGUAUGUAUGUAUGUUUGUUUGUUUGUCUGUCUGUCUGUCUGUCUGUCUGUCGGGGGCAGUGGGAGAGAGAGGGAGGAUUCUUUUGGCCUUGAGGUCUAUUUAUUUAGAAUACUUACCGUAUUUUUCGCUCCACAAGACACACUUUUUCCCUCCUAAAAAGUAAGGGGAAAUGUGUGUGCGUCUUAUGGAGCGAAUGCAACCGGGAGGCAGGCGGGAAAAGCCCCCAAGAGCCGCACUCCCUUUCACGAGCCGUGUGGAGCGUGUGUGCAGCUCUUGGGGGCUUCUCCCUCCUGGGGAAAAGCCUGCAAGCGCCGCACACACACUCCACGUGGCUCGUGAAAGGGAGCACUUUCAAAACUUUUUUCCCCCUUGCAUUCCCCCUCUAAAAACUAGGUGCGUCUUAUGGAGUGAAAAAUACGGUAUAUCCUGCUGCUCAGUGAGUUCUCCAUUAGAAGAAUAAGGUGCAGGAGAGCCAGACCCACACAUCUCUGCAGGCUGGGCAGGGGCUGGUGCCUAACAUCUGUCUGGCCUGCGUGCUGUUGCUUUUCGGCCAGCUGCCCGUCCGAGUCUUUCACGCUGUCUCCUUCCUCUCUCUCUCGCCCUCCUUCGCCACCACCCUCUGCCCGUCACCCUCAGAGAGAGCCGUGGUGGGCAGAGAGCGCAGUGCGGCUGCCACUUUUCGCACAGGACCUCCCAGCUGGCUUUGAGGCUGAAGCAGACCCCCCUGCUGCUUGUCUCUCCUCCUCCUCCUCCCCUCCUCCUCCUCCUCUGCCUGCUAAAGCUCACUCGUCUCCAGACCCACGACAGGUAAUGAACCGUCCCCGGAUGAGGUGCUGCUGUGCCCCUUGGAGCCCCCCCCCACGUCCCACGUGGGCGCAAGCCACGCCCUCUUUGCCAAACCUCUUUCCCUCCUGCAGGUCUAUCGCUCCAAGAUGGAUGGUGGCUCCAGCAGCUUGGCUUGGCCCAAAGGAGGCAGCUCCUCCUCACAGCUCAACAUGGCCACUCUGGGACGCAGCCCCUCGCCCAAGGUACAGUGGGGCAGCGGGCGAGGUGUGGGGGGAGCCUCGCCAACAGCCUUGUUUAGGGAAGCUUUUAAUGUUAAAUAGGUUAUUGUAUUUUAGUGUUCUGUUGGAAGCCGCCCAGAGUGGCUCUGGCCAGAUGGGUGGGGUAUAAAUAAAAAAUUAUUAUUAUUAUUAUUAUUAUUAUUAUUAUUUAUUAUUAUUAUUAUUUGCUCCUAAGCCCCUUACUCAGGCCCUUCUCCCUCUUGCAUCCCCUGAGGUCCCUCAUUCCACCUGCACCCCAAGCUGGGCCUAGUGAGUAUCUUCAGAAAACCCUCCUGUCUCUCAUCCUCCCUCCCCCCCCCCCACAGCAACUGCCACCCCCCAAGAUUUGGCCAAUGUGACUGAUGGAGCUGAGGAACUGGUAUCAGUGGAGCACAGCACCCCUUCCUCAGUCAGUGAGCAUUUGUCAGGGACUGGGCAGAUGAGGAAUGAUGGAAACCACCUCCCCAGCCUGACCCUUCCAGAGAAGAAGACGACAGUUCAGAAUUACAACAGGGGUUUGAGGGAGAUCACAGUUCAGAGGCAGAUGGAGGGCGGAAACUGGGAAAUAAUGGGAGAGGAGGAGGAAGAGGAGGAAGAAGCACGAGGGGAGAGACAGCUGACAGACUCAGUGUAUUUAGAAAGUAUUCCAGACCCCUCUUCUCCCAGAACCAGGUGGGCAUUGAAAGUAGGAGAGCAGAGAGCUCAGAGGCAGAAAGCUCAGAUCAGCCACCAUGGGGAUGACGCAUAAUGGGAGAGAAGGAGGGGGUGGGGUUUCACUCGGAGCAACACCAUUACUCGAAGAAGCCGCAUUUCUAAUCCUCUCUCUGUGAAUAUUGAAUAAAAAGCAUUGGUAAGAACUUCCUUAUCCAUUUCUGGCAACCUACCGUGUGGGGUUGGAUCUUCUGAAGCCUGACAGCAUAGCACCCUGCUCUAGGGACAGGUGGGACUGAGAAGUCUGGCUUCCAAACUGCUUCUCUCCCGCAGAGCUCCCUGUCCCCACAAAGCAGCACCGGCAGCCUCCCUCGGAAUCUGGCCAGCACCCUGCAGGAUAUUGAGAGCAAGCGCCAACUGGCCCUUCAGCAAAAGGGUGGGUGCUGGGGAGCAGGAGAGAGUGGUUUGGGGUGGGGGGCAGGAGAAUGUCCGCAGCCCAGCCAGCUCCUUUGCUCGCUGGUCUGAUGUUGGCGAGGGGUGGUGGCUUUGGCAUCUCUGCCCCGGACUGGGGUGUGUGGGUGUCUUCCUGGCGUAGGAAUGCCUUCAGGGACUGGCGGGAGGGCGCUGAGCUGCUGCCCCUGGCGCUCAGCCUGCUUUUGUCCUGGGCAUCUCUGCAGGCCAGCAGGUGAUUGAGGAGCAGCGGAGGCGCUUGGCUGACCUGAAACAGAAAGCGGCGGCCGAGGCUCAGUCCCAGUGGGAGGCCCUGCAUGGGCAGCCCCUUCCCCCUUCUCCGUACUCCCCCCUCAUCCACCACUCCAUCCUCCAUCACCACCCACCGGGGGGCCUGGGCCUGCGCGCCAACGAAGACGGGGAGCGUGCCUACGACACCCUCAGCCUGGAGAGCUCCGACAGCCUCGACACCAACCUGUCCACGAGCGGCAACUCCGCCUGCUCCCCGGACAACGUCUCCAGGUACAGCGGGACAACAGCCGCCGUCCCUGAGGCCCGGCAGAGCAGCUCAGCCCCUUCCCUGCUUAGGGAAGGAGGAGGACACUCUCUUCCUCUUCCUCUCUUGUGGAUCAAGAGGCAACCCUGGGCUUGGCUGCCUUCUCUGCCCCUGCUACUCCCCUCUCCCCAUUCCCCUGCCCCCCAAAUGUCUCUAUCAGCUUCUCCUGGGCUGAAGGCAGAGCUCCCUGCAGGGAGGCAGAAACUGAGCUGCCCUCUGGCCCUCCCCGCAAGCAGUGAGUAUUCCCUCCGACCACCAUCCAUCCAUUUCCUCCAUUUCUCGCAUGGCUCUUGAGCGUUGCCUCUGCCCAGUCUGGGUGUUGCCCCGUAGCAGAGAAGCCCACUGGCAUGGCUCGCCGCUGACAGCCUGGCUUUGCCUUGCAGUGCCAGCGGGGCAGAUGCAGGGAAGAUCGAGGAGAUGGAGAAGAUGCUGAAGGAAGCCCACGCAGAGAAGUCGCGCCUGAUGGAGUCGCGGGUGAGAGAAAAGCUGGUGGCUGAGACAUCCCAGCCACCUCCCCUUAUCUCUUGUAUUCCCCCUACGCUCCCUCCCCUUGGUUGGGCACUGCAGCCCCUUCUGCAUUUCACGUGGAUGUUGGGUCUCCACCAACUGAAAAUGUUCCUUCCCCUUGGCAGGGUUUCUUAUCAGCUCUCCUUUCUUGGCAAGCAGGUGAGGGAUUAUUUCCCUCUGGCUGAUGCCAAUCACAUGGGCUGAUUGGGGAAAAUGUUGGUGCAGAGUCAAGAAGGGAAGGGAGACUGUAGCUCAUUGGUAGUGCAGAAGGUCCCAGGCUCAAUGCUUGAUGGCAUCUCCAGGUAGGGCUGGGAAUGUCCCCUGCCUGAAUCCCUGGAGAGCCACUGCUGGUCAGUGUAGGCAGCACUGAGCCUAAAUGGACCAGUCAUCUCAUAAGGCGACUUAUGUUCCCAUUAAACAGCAUCCCUUUCUUCUGAACCAUAAGCGCUGGAGUCUUACAGCAGACACCUCAAAAAGAGAGUAGCUCACUAGGUAGGGCUAAAGCUUGGUGCUAGAGGAUCUGCUUUGCAAGCAAAAGCUCCCCAAUUGCAUCCUCAGCAUCUCCAGGUAUAUCUGGGGAAGAUCUCCUGCCUGAAUCCCUGGAGAGCUGCUGCCAGUCAGUGUAGGCAGUCCUGAGCUACAUGGUCCAACGGGUCUGACUCUGCAUCCCUGUAUGGGUACAUAUGGGCAGGUGGCAUCCCAGGGUGGGACAGGGCAAGGUGCUGAUGUGGGAUGCCCCUUGCAGGAGCAAGAGAUGGAGCUGCGGCGCCAGGCCCUGGAGGACGAGCGGCGGAGGCGGGAGCAGCUGGAGCGGCGUCUGCAGGAUGAGACGGCGCGGCGGCAGAAGCUCAUUGAGAAGGAGGUCAAGAUGCGAGAAAAGCAGUUUGCCCAGGUAUGGGGGCAAGGGGCUGAGCACAGCUCCUAUUCUUCUGGUCCCAGUUAGGAGAAGCAGAACAGGUGGCAGGGAGGCUUCUGCUUCGCUGCCCAGUAAAUCAUGCCAUGUGGCUUCUCCCACUGGACCUUGGGAAACUCCCUGGGGUUGGGGGGUCUGAAAGGACAACCAGCAUUUAAGAGGGGAGCCUGCCAGGAUUCUUCAUAGCCAGCCCUGCUGAGCCCUUCCUUCCCUCCAUGGGCCUGGCCUAAGUCCGGGUGCCGCCAUUUUGAACGAACCGUUGCCACUCCCUGACACGGAAUGAAGUUCAUGCACGAUCUGACCUGCUCGGUCAUCAGGCACAAAAGCAAAAUAUGUGAAAUGAGGGCAUUAUCGGGCUUCUAGCUAAACGGGCUUGGGGAUUGCAGCUGGUUGCGCUGAACAAACUUGGGGUCCCUCCUGGCUCUGGCAUGCAGCUCCUCCUUCAGUGUGGCUCCCAUGAGCUGGGAGCCCUGGAGGCUGCACUGGGCCCGACAUGGGAACUGCCCUCUGCCCCACACAGGCCCGCCCUCUGACGCGCUACCUGCCUAUCCGCAAAGAGGACUUCGACCUGCGUUCGCACAUUGAAUCAUCUGGCCACAGCGUGGACACCUGCAGCCAUGUCAUCCUCUCUGAGAAGAUGUGCAAAGGCUACCUGGUCAAGAUGGGGGGUAAAAUCAAGUCCUGGAAGAAGCGAUGGUUCGUUUUUGACCGCCUGCGGCGCACUCUCUCCUACUACGCAGGUAAGCCCUGUUACUUUAAAAAAUUAAGGGGUUUGGUUUUUGCUGCCCAACUCCCCAAGGGACUGAGUCCUCUAAGUCCAUGAUUAGUCAGAGAUAAUGGAUGGAGGCAAGAUCCAUAGAAGGCAAGGCAGAUCUUUAUUUUUCUGUUGCAAUGGAGUUCCCUCCCCUCCUUGCAAAAAGGUAGAAGAGACCCUGAUCAAUGGUGUGCAAGCCCCUAUAAAGACUUUGGAAAUUGCCCACCCUGGAAGUAGCCUAAGACCACCCCCCAAAACAUCAUACAUACAUCACAGGAGGCAGAGGUCUCCAGCAGAAAUUUGAGAGUGUUGCUUCUCUCCUGUCUGCCAGGAUAAUGCUUCCUUCAAUGGAAUUUAUGGGUAGCCUGGUCAUUCCUUUGAGAUGGUAAACACUUUAGUUCCUGAAACUCUUACACAUAUUGAUAGUUUGCUCAGCUUAACAGAUACUUGCCAGACUGUAUUUGCAGGGAGGUGUAAGCCCCUACAGUCCAAAGACCAUUGGAAAGCUUUUCCCAUUUUCUCCCUCCUUGCAGAGAAAUAUUUUGGGACAAUUUGAGAGAAUCAAAAUGGCUUCAGGAUUGCUCUCCUGUACUGUUUCAGACACAUGGUUUAUAUACUUAUGUACAGUGGUGCCUCGCAAGACGAAAUUAAUCCGUUCCGCAAGAGUCUUCGUCUAGCGGUUUUUUCGUCUUGCGAAGCAAGCCCAUUGACGGAUUAGCGCUAUUAGCGCUAUCAGCUGUUUAGCGGCUAUUAAAGGCUUAAAGGCUUAGCUGCUAAAAGGCUAUUAAAGGCUAUUAAAGGCUUAGCAGAUUAGAUAAAGGGGAAAGCGAAAAAAAAAUCUCAAGACUCGCAAGGGAUUUUCGUCUUGCGAAGCAAGCCCAUAGGGGAAUUCGUCCUGCGAAGCAACUUCAAAACGGAAAACCCUUUCGUCUAGCGGUUUUUCCGUCUUGCGAGGCAUUCGUCUUGCGGGGCACCACUGUAUGCGUGUUUACCUGAAACAUUGAUGAACAUCUAUUCUGUAUCUGAGACCUUAGAAUUCUUAUAACAGCCCUGCCCUCUCUCUCCUGCCCAGAAUUAGCCUCACUCUUCUGACUUCCCUCUUCUCUAUCCUAUGCAGACAAGCACGAGACGAAGCUCAAGGGCCUCAUCUACUUCCAGGCCAUUGAGGAGGUUUAUUACGAUCACUUGCGCAGCGCAGCCAAGGUGAGCGAAGCAGGGAAUACAGGAUCCCUUUCUGGGGGCAGCCACUUCACAUGGGGGCGGGGGCUGGACGGGUAGUCAGGGUGUUGCUGGAUUUAACGCAGCCAUACAGCCAAGCCUCCUUCCCUCUUAGACUCUUACUUCCCUUCUCUCUCUGCCCCUUUCUUUCUUUCUCUCUCUCUCUCUCUCUCUCUCUCUCUCUCUCUCUCUCUCUUUCUCCUCCUCCAGAAGGGAUUCUUCUCUCUCAGCCUGGCCAGUGUAGGUACCAUCCUCUUUUAUAGGCAUGCCUGGUGGCUCCCCCUAAAUGCUGCGCUGCCUUGAGCAUUUGAACUAACACGGCCUCCUUGUACUGGAGGGUUUCGGCUGCAUUUUGACCUGAGCUCAGUGCCUGUGUGUGGAGCGGGAGACAGGAUUUAACAGCGUGCCAUGACUUCUCAAAAUAAUAAUAAUUAACAACAACCCUCCUGGCUGUCAGAAUGGCAUUGAAAAGUGUGCAGGCUGGACACUGGCUGGUAUUCCCUGGUGAAGAAUUCGGGUCCUCUGAACGCAGAAUAAAUCUUAAAAUGAUGCAGGCUGGAGGGCAACAUUCACAGGGCCCUACCACCGACUGCAAUCGCAGCCCAGCUUCCUCUCAGCCAUGUUUCAUCCUGCAGUCAAACUGGCCUUGGGCGCUUCUGCUACUAACUUGAGCCAUGCCUGGUGGCUGCACCCAGCCUUCAAGCCCAGCUCCUCCUCCUAAGGUGCCUUUAAUUCUCUCCUGUUUUUCUAUUCUCUUCCAGCACCUAGCCGACUUUCUCCCUGCCCCCUUCAGUGGAGAGGUUGGUCUCAACGCUCCUUACCGUGCAUUGGGGGGUGGGGGCAAGAUGGGGGGUGUUUGUGGAAAAGCAGCCUCUGCUUAAUCUUACUGGGUUCAGUGAUUUUUGGUCAGGGGGUAGAUAUGGCAUCUCUCCGUUCCACAAGCUGGUUUCUUAACACACUCCCUCUAGCUGCCCUGAGUCUCUUUCCAACUUCCUUAGUGCUAACGGAACCAAUUUUUGGGGAAAGGCGAGAGACCUUCUAGCUAGGGGAAGCUUGCACAGCCAGGUGAGCCUGUCUCUUCUCUCGGCAGAGCCCCAACCCUGCCCUCACCUUCUGCGUCAAGACUCACGACCGCCUCUACUACAUGGUGGCCCCAUCGGCCGAGGCCAUGCGCAUUUGGAUGGAUGUCAUUGUGACAGGAGCAGAGGGCUACACGCAGUUCCUGAACUGA